AGUGGGCCGGCGGGCGCCUGCGCCUUGUCGGCGGCCGGUGUGCCAGCGGAGCGGGCGGAUCCCCCACGACGGGGCCCGGCUGACGUGUCUGCGCUACAGAGCAGCCCGGCCCGGCUGUGCCGGCCUGGGUUGAGGGGAAGAGAGGAGAAAAGAGGAGGCGGCGGAAAGCGGGCCGGCGCCUCUCGAAGACUCUGCCUUGCGAGGAGGCCCAGGCGGCGGCGGCGGCGGCAGCUCCUCGGCUGGAAGAAAAAGCCCCGCCCGGCCUGCACCAUGUUCAAUGUGGAGAGCCUGGAGCGGGCCGAGCUCGGGGAGAGCUUGCUCACCUGGGUGAGUGACCGAGGCUUGUGGCGGGGGGGAAAGGUGCCGUUCCCCGGGAGCUUUUGCCCCCUGGGCCUGUGCUCCUUUUCUCCUUCCCUCCCUUUCCCAGUUUGGUGCCUGGGCGGCUUCCUUCUGUCUCUAACUCGAGCUCCCAGUUGGGCCCUGCCAUGCCUCGAGCCGGUCUCUGUUCUUUUGAGGGGCUCCACACGCUUUGCCUCGCUCACCCCGGUUAUGGGCUUCGGCCCCCUAAGAUGUGCCCAGCCUCAUCCUGCUUAUUCAGAUGCAGGCAACCCGCUGGAUUCAUCCGGGCUGCUUAACUACCAACUCACUCUGCGUAUAGUGAGUGGUAUGAUUCUGUGUAUUUAUUUGUUUUCAUAUGCAAAAUUCAGAGUGCGAAGGUGGCAAGUAAGUUUCUGCAAAGCAUGUGUUGGGCAGGUACACAGUCUCAAGGAACCAGCCACUGGUUUCCCUGUGAAGGUCCACCUGGCUUUUGUUUUGUUUUUUAGUGUGUGAAAAAGCACAGUAGAACACCUAGUAUCUCCUUUCUUCUCCCCGUGGAUUGUAUCCAGCAAAAUUUACUUAGAGUAGACCAGCUGUAAUUAAUGGAUUUGAUGUCCAUUAGUUUCAAUAAGUCUGUAUGGACUAUGACUAAUAAUUGGAUUCCGCCCCAUCUUUCUUGUCCUUUGAAGGCAUUAAUGUCAUCAAGCCAUGAAAGGGCUGGGCUUGCUUAUUUCGACAUCUCUCCCUUCACAGCUUUGCUGUAAAUGCAGCUUCUGCUUCCCUUUAAAUCUCAUCAGUCUCUUUUAGUGUUUGCAUAAACUUGUGCAAAACUUCGCACUUGUGGCUACCAGUGGGACAGUUUGCACCUAAUUACAUUUCUUGGUGAAAAACUACUUAAAGGCUAGUACUUGGACUCUACAAGACUCUUGGUUGGUUUUUCUCCAACAGAAUAACAUAGCUAUCUGUCUCUCUUGAAGGUGGGGUAGUGCUUAUAAUCUGUUAAUUUCAGAGAAGUGAGUAUGUAUCUAGUUGUGGUUUUCAGAUGUUGACUUCCAAGCAACUUGGGCAUUGGGGGGAAAUCUACCCACAUAUCCUGUUGUAGUGUGCUUUGUCUAUCUAAAAUCAAUAGGUUGUCUUUGUUCCAUUUUAAAGAGACUUCAGGCAUUUGGGCCCAGAGGAGCAUUAUUUCCACAGGUCUAGAGCGAGGAGUGAUGGAACACAGAGAUACACUGUUGGAGAUAUUUGGGGUAUACCUCCAUGUUGUCAUACUUUUCAGUCUUUUGUAGAGCACUGUGCAGGGAGAAAAUAAAGGCAACCAGCAUUGCUAAGAGGCAAAUAGUUGUAGCUAAUUUCAUAUCUGUAUUUUUCAGCCAGAUGUGUAUGCAGACAGUUGGGAUCCAUGCCUGGUUUCCUAUGCUCUUGUGUGUGAAUCCAUAAUCAAAUACCUUGGAAUACAAUGCUUCUGAAGAUAAAGUUUCCAUCAUGUGCAGGAGAUAAAGAAUAACAACUUGUAUCAGGGUCCUUAACUCUUUUGUAGGUAGUGUUCUUAUUAUUACUUCAAUUAAAAAGAAAUCUGCACCCUUGAACUUAAACAAAUUCAAUUCUGUUGAUUGCAGCAGGGCUAUUUAAGAUCAAAUUCUAUUCUGAAAGAUGCUGUUGCCUACAAACGAAUGCUUUGUUGAUUAAAUUACAGAGCAGUCUUAACUGGACAGAUAUGCCAGUGUAUAUUCAAUUUAAGGUGAGGUGUAUCCUAACAGCCACUGUGUGGGUUUGUGGGGAGCAGUGUAAACCUUUAAUUUCCGACCUACCACUAAGUCCCGUGGACUGAAUUUUAGUUAACCUUAAUUCUUGAUGGUGUAAGUUACACAGAAGUCUGUGAGUGGGACCAGUGAAUGGAGUUAGGAUGCAGCAUAACUUAGUUUUUCCAUGACACGCACCCUUUUUGACCUUUACACCAGAGUAACGUUCCACUGCCUUAAUUUAUGCCAGCAGGGAUUUUUGUCAGCCAUUGUAAGUAGAUAUGCCAGGGUAAGCCAUUUAUAUUGGUUUAUUCUGGGGUGAGAAGAUAUGCCACAGCCUAACCUCUCUCAGCUGACAUAUCUCUGGUGUUAGAAUUGCCUCACCAGUCAAGAACAUGUGAUCUGUUAUCCCUAGAACUAAAUUACCUUCAGGUUGUCAGCAAAAAGUACAUGGACACCAGGGAUAAUACACAACUUCAGUAGGACUUUGCCAGGUGAAAAUUUGUCUCUUACACCUUAAACCUAUAAAUAAAUAAAUAACCAAAUGAAUGUAUGCAGAGUUUAUUGUGCUGUCUUACUGCACUUUGAUUUUUAACAGCUACAUAUUAACUGUGUUAUGUUCGGACAUAGUUAGUUUUGUGGUUUCUGAAAAGGGGCAUAAAUUGCCUCCAGUGUUGUACUUGCCACCCAGAUACUUUGUCCAUUUCUGUGUUUGUAAUGCUAGGUGUCUGGAGGGUGACUGUUGCCAGUGCAGGCUUGAUUCUGCUGUAUUAGUGCAACAUCCUGUGAUGUUUUCCAGUUAGCAAAGUACAAUAUUCCUCACCAUGCUACAGAAGAUCACACCAGUACACUCUUCAUCGGACUCCAGCUAGUUUAAGAUACUGCUUUUUUUUCUAUCGAAAGGUUUGAGAAUGCAUACUCAGAUGUUAUGCUAGACUGAAAUACCUGUGCUGGCUGCCAAUUCAUUUCCAGGCCGAGUUCCUGGAAACUAAUAUUUUUCAAAUGAGAUUGCUUUCAGUUUCACCUUAUGUAGAGGCCAGAUUUGACUUUUUCUGUUGCAGUACUAUCGUAUUUUUUCCAUGUAUUAGACGCCCCCAUGUAUAAGAUGACCCCCUAUUUUGGGGGGCUGUAAAUUAAGAAAGUGGGGGGAGAUUGUCCAGAGUUGUUGAGCACUCCUGACUGACGCAGCGGCAGCCAAUAGACAACAAAGCUUGCCGCAGUCACCAAGCACCCGCCCAAUCGCUGCUGACAAUCUCAGGCUCGCGGCAAGAACCAAUCACAUGGGCAAACUACACACUACCAAUGUAUAAGACACCCCCCCCCAAAUUUUUUUUUGAAUUGAUUUGGGGUAAAAAUAGCUCGUCUUAUACAUGGAAAUGUACGGUAUAUCUCUGGAAUGCUGUCCAUACAUGCUGACUUUCAAAGGGAGCUGGACACCUUUAUUUUCCAUGUACUGUAAUCUUUAAUUUGACUGGUUGUUUCAUUUUACUGCAACUGUAUUCUGCACUUAUGAUUUUUCUUUGUUUUAGUUAAUAUGCAUCUUAAACUUCAUGUGUUGGUUCCAAACUUAAGUCAUGCUUCAACUAGACUCAUUGAAAUCUGUGGGACUUUACAUUGGUUAUCCACUGUGAAUUUGAUUAAACCCCUUUUAAAAACAUCCAGAUUAGUAGCCAUCAGCUACAACUUGGGGUAACGAUUUUUAAAUUCAUUAUGCACACUUUUGUUUGUUCUGAAUCUUUCAAAAUUCAGCUUUAUUGAAGUUUUAGUGUUGUAAGAGAGAGAGAGAGAGAAACUUAUCGUUGGGUGUAAACUCUACAAUGUGGAGGGCAGGCUUUCUGUCCCACUGCUUUGCAUUGAGUCCAUAUUUAUUAAUUGCUAGUAUUUUUCUCUCCAACUUGCUGCUUUCUCUAGAGAAGUAAUUAAUAAGGAAGUGAAUACUUAUUGCAUUCUACAUUUCCUGGAAACAGAAGUAAAUAACGGUCAGUGUUUGCACCAAUCUUAACUGGUAGAAAGUCCUUGCAUGUUGGAACCUUUAAAUGGCCCUGGGAUACACAUAAGAUCCUAUUACUGUAUUAUUAUUAUUAUAUUAUAAAAAUGCAUUUCAGAAUAAAUUAUUCUCUUUUCCCUAUUUCAGUGGCCUUUUUCCCCGUAUUUACAGUGCAGACAUAUGUAUCCCAUUUGUGCAUUGUCUUUCUUGUUGCCUAAAUCAGCAUAACCUUUAAGGGAGAGAGAAAAGGGAUUAAGCAAGCCCAGUCCAUUUACAGUUUAAUUCAAAUAAGUUUUUAAAAUUAUAAUGUAUAGUUAUGGAUGCGUGAGUAGCAUAAAUUGCAGAAGGGCUGUAGCUCAGUGGUAGAUAAUCUGCUUUGCAUGUAGAAGGUUCCAGGUUCAGUCCUCUGGCAUCUGCAGGUAGGGCUGGGAGAGAACCUUGUUGGUAAUCCUGGAGACCCACUUACAGUCGGUAUGGACAACACUCAGCUAGACGGACCAGUAGUCUGUGUAAGACAGAGUCCUAAUAACACUUUAGUUCUUGUCAAUGAGAAUCAUUUGAUACAUCAUGUCUUAUGCUGCUUCUGGAAGAAACUUGGGUUUUAGUGAGUCUCUAGGGGAAUAUUUUUUUUUUAGGUGAGGGUCAGCUACCAGGAGUGCUUUUGCAAUCCUAUGUUGGUGUUUAGCUGGUAGGUUUAAGAGGAAGCUCUCUGUUAAUUUUGUAGAUCAUACUCAGCACUUCCGAAGGAAGCAGAGACCUAAAUCCAGACACACUGGUAUGAUGUGUUCUUCAAGUCACACAGUUGUACUUGUUCAUAAGCUUGUAAAUACACAGGACUUUAUAGUUAGUUUAUCUUACAAAUUACUACUCUGCUGCUACUUUCACAGGUUUUGACAUGACCACAGUGUUUCUCCUUAAACUGACUUGUCAUCAGUAUGAGAAACAUUUAUGGGUUGGAUGCGUAUUUAGUUAUUCUUAAGAGUCGACCCAGCGAGAUAAAUAGCACUUGCAAUACUUACUUGUUGCAUUUGUUAUAUACCAUUUUUAUACCAAGGCACCUGAAGUAGUAUACAGUUUUAAAAUACCGAAAGAAUAAAUGGUAUAAAAUGUAGAGCAACAGAGUCUUCUAAGGCCAAGUGGUGGUCUCUUCAGAAACAGAUGACUCAAGGACUCUUACCUGGGCUCUUUCUCUUCUGCCUUUCCAGGGCUGUCUUAAGCAUAUGCGGCGCCAGGGUGCAAAGAUCCACCCGGCGGCGCCCCUGUCCCAGGCACGCAGGAGGGCAGAGAUGGCCGGCCGCCUCAGCGUCUUGCUGGCUCAGUCACCCCCAAACCCGCAGCGCAGAGCCGCCCGCAGCAAAAGAGCCCACUACAGCGCUCUGACCGAUGGGCGGGCUUUUCCCCAGACUCAACUCAUGGGCCCUGGACUCUUGGCCUGGAUCCCCUGAGAGCCUGGUGCCCGGGUGCCCCACACCCCUAGCGCCUAUGGGUAAGACAGCCCUGUGCCUUUCCUCAGUUCUCUCAGGACUUAAGUAGCUCCAGGGAAGAUGGAGUCAGGGACUGCCCCAAACAUCAAUUAAAGUUAACUUGCAUUCAUGAGUCUGGAUCCAACGCUAUGUAGCAUACUCUCUUGGUUGCUUUUAUUUAUUAGAACAAAAGCAUUUUAAAAUAAAGGCAUUUGCAGGACCUUUUUGUUUUGAUGAUAGAUUCGUAGUUCUCAUGAAGACCAAUAUUAGAAGUAUUUACAAAAUCUGUGUGUGCUAAUUGGUACAGCCUGAGGAAGACAGUAUGUGGUUUGUAACUAACAACAAUCAGCAAUGAAGACUUUUAAAGUAAUGUGGUUAUUGGGUUCAGAUUUGGAAUUCUUCAUGUCUGUGAACUAUAGCACUAUGGACUGCAGCACUACUUUGAAAAAUGUUUCUCAAACAUAUUUGCAGCAGUCCUACUAUAAUUAUGAUCUGUAAGGUGGCGGCUGUUCAUUUUAUUUUAAAAACUUAAAUUUUUAGGGUUCUAUAAAGCAACUUAUUUAACAGAUUCCUAUUCUAUUUAUCUAUCUAUCUAUCUAUCUAUCUAUCUAUGAUGGGAAGAAGGUAUAUUUGCACACACAAUUUAGUAAGUUGUAAGCAAGAGAGAAUGAUUUUUCUUCAGAAUAUUUGCUUGGUAGGAAUGAAAUUGACAAAAAGGAGUCUGUGUCAUAUGUCUGUUACACAAACUUGAGUCAUUCUGUCCCUGCUGUAGCCUUGAAUUCUGCUUAGAGUUGACUAGUUCAGAAGAUUUUCUUGUUUCACUGACAUGCCUAUGUUGGAAUUAUGGGCUGGGAUCCAAAGAAGAAAUGCUAUGAAUGUACAAUGGAGGUUACUGCUGAACAGUGCGCGCACUCUUUCAUGCACAUUCAGUCACAGUGUGCCUGUAGCACUGUAGGCAUCAUCAUCAUCAUCAUCAUCAUCAUUAUUAUUAUUUUAUUUUAUUUAUACCUUGCCCAUCUGGCUGGGUUUCCCCAGCCACUUUGGGUGGCUCACAGCGUAUAUCGGAACAUACUAAAACAUCAACAUUAAAAACUUUCCAAUUCAGGGCUGCCUGCAAAUGCUUUUGAAAGUCAACUGUUGGAGCGGGUUGUCAGUUAAAACAUAAUUAUCUCAGUUUAAAAAACCAUAGUUUAUCGGACUGAGAAAAAUCCAUUUAUCUGUUCACUUAUCUAGUGUGCCUUAAUUCAGUAUUUCCAGAGGUGGGAGAGACCACAGUUUCUUGUGCUGUCUGUACAGGUGAUUCCUAUGGCCCAGGAUAUCAAACCAUGAUGGAGGAAUCACAAAGUAGGGAUUACUUAAACCAGCUUUGCUUAACCUGGUGUCAGUGUUUGAAAUUAGCCAUGUGCCAGGUGUGUUUUGUGACUGGUGCGGGUCCAGUUGUGACCAUGUGGAGAUCUCUGGAUGCCAGUUUGGCGGCUGACAUCUCCACCUGGCUGGCCCCUCCAGCUUUCUUAAGCAGGUAAGCAGAAGAGCUUAUUUAUUGCAUUUAAAUCCCACCUUUUCCUCCAAGGUGUACUUGGUUCACUCCCUCCUCAUUUAUUCCCUACAGUGACCCCAUGAUGUAUGUUAAGAGGCUGUGACUGGCCCAAGGUCACCCAGUGAGUUUCAUGACUGAGUGGGGAUUUGAACCCUGAUCUUCAAGGUGCUAGUCCGACACUCUCACCACUAUACCAUAGUGGCUUCCUAGAGUACUUCUGCUAUGGGGUAGAUAUAUAAAUUAAGUAGGUAAAUAAAUAUGGAGAAAGCAAAAUGUUACUUACAGAAUGAUCUGAAAUAUUUUCAUUGAAGCUUGGAUUUGUUUUAUUUGGAUUGCUUUAUUUGAUGUUUUAAUGUGUUGUAAACCACUGAGUUCCCCCCCCCCUUUAAAAUAUGAAGCAGUCUUGAAAUGAAAUGAAAAAUAAUAAUAACAAUAAUAAAUCUUAUUUGGGGUGCCUAGACAUUCUGCUGUGGUGACUGCAACCUAGUUUUAAGGUGCCAUUUGGCAAUUAGCUUAUAUAUCUGAGUUUCUAACAUUGUGUGGUACGCCUCUAGUUGGUUGGGAAUUAAAACUCCAUUAGCCCCAGGAAGCAAGGCCAAUGGUCAUUGGAUGAUGGGAAUUGUAGUCCAAACAUCUGGAAGGCAGCAUUCUGGGUUAAACAAUAGUUUCCUUGGUUUCAAAGUCACAGACUAUGGUUAAAUUAAGCCUGUAAAUAUUUAAAUAACAGAGGGGGAGCAUGUGAGCACAAAGCUUGUCUCCAAUUACACAAAUUGUGGUUCAUUGGACUGAGAUGGUAACAUCUGAACCAAACUGGAAAGGAAAGGGCAUGCGUAAGGGUGUUUCCUGGCCCCAGGGCAUCUGUUCACAUUGAGAUUAACAGAUAUUAAUAAGUCAUAGUACACAGUUUAUUUUAAAAUAUGUACUGAAACCUGUCAGUCUUCCUUUCAGGGCACCUAACAAUGGAUAAUAAGAAUAACAAUGUGCAAUCAAAAUCAAGAAGAAGCUGCAUACAAACAGAAUGCUUUCCUGUUGUUAAAGGCUUUGAGCCACUUAGAUAUCAACUGAAAGGAACAACUGAAAGGAAAUUUCCAGUGUAAACAUUUGUGUCCAAAGCGUGUAUGUUAAUUAUUUGAUGGAAGGCUGUUCCAAAAUGUAUUUUUGAUAACUUGGGUGAGAAAAUUAGUUAAACCUGUCCUUGAGCUGCUUGUGAAACUUUCCACAUCCACCCAAGCACUCUAACCUGUUUGUGAACAUUUUAAGAACUGGUUAGGGUAGAUUAAAUGAUCAGUAGGUCGACAAGCUUGUUUAGCUGAAACUCUCCAUAUAUAUAAAAAAUAGCAGCUGGGUGAAGAUGGGCAGGCUGAAAUGUGUUCCCAUUCUUUUUCCAGGGUGUUAACUUCCUGUUUUAUUAUAAAGAACUGGUUGGAUAUUUCUACUCUCCAGGGUUAGGAAAUAGGUUUGAAAAUUGUUGUUCAUGCACUGUAGAAUACUGCAUUCUACAGAAGGACUUAAGUUCCUAAACUAGUUUGUGUGUUGAGAGUGUUUGUUUUUUUGGGCAAAGUUUCAGAGCAGCCACUUCGUUUGCAGUAUAACACAUGCCAGCAUGCCUUGGGUUUUAGGAUUUCUCAUAUGUAAGAGUCCAAAAUAUCCUCCCUCUCUGAAGCAGGAAGUAGGCAUCCCUUAUCUAUUCCAGGUGCUUCCCAUUCAUUUGCAAUCUGAUGAGGCCCAAACUGGCCUCUUUGCAACUGGAACUUUGCAACAAUAAAAAUAAAAUAAAAGAUCAGCUGCUGCCAAGGAACAUCCCUUGCCAUAACGUCUAGUAAAACCAGGGAUGGGGUCACGGUUGUACGGGCUCUCAGCGAAAGUAGUUACCUUGUAGGCAGUACGGUCAUACCUUGGGUUACAGCCGCUUCAGGUUGUGUUUUUUUGGGUUGCGGAUCGCCAAAUCCUGGAAGUACCGGAACGGGUUACUUCCGGGUUUUGGCAGUCGUGCAUGCGCAGAAGUUCUAAAUCGCACUUUGCACAUGCAGAGAGGCGCUGAAUCGCAACCCACAUGUGCCCAGACGCAGGUUGCGAACGUGCACCCUGCACGGAUCACAUUCGCAACCCGAAAGUCCACUGUACUGAUCACUGUCAAGUGUCUUUCAGCUGCCAUUUUCAUUUCUCCCCCCACCCCAAGUCCUAGUUCCCAUUUUCCCCCCAGAUAUUGAAAUACUUUAUUGACACUUGUACAACUUGUAUACAGUGAGAUAAUGUAUGUUAAGAACAUGGUUGCCACUACAAAAACACACAGUGACCAGAAAACUGAAAGUUUUAAAAAGGAGGAGCCAAGGCAGGUAUUAGCAAUACUAGCACCUAUUAUGAAAGGGGAGGAGGUAGCUGUGUUUUUAAUCACCAUUUUUAACAUAAUGCACAAGUAUUUUGGAAUGUUUAGUCCUUCCCAGAGUGCAAGAAGAUGAUGAGCUUAAAUGUAGAAGGGAUCUUGUGCCCACAGCUAAGUCCACUGACUCAAAACUUUUUGGAACAAGGAGUUAUCUAAUGUUGGGAGUAGGACUUCCAUAUGUUGAAAGGAUGGUUUCUUUUUUAAUCCAAGGCUGUAGCAGUGGGAAAAACAGCACUUUGUUGGAGUGAUAAUGGUGUGAGCCCCUCUAUCAUAGCCGCAGGUUGUAUAUGUGUGUAAAUAAACUAUAUAUCAUACAGAUACCACGUUUCGAGACUGGGGUGGCAUGUAACAACAUCAUUGAGUAUUGUUAAUGUUUUGUUUUGAGGUUAUCUUUUUUGAGCUGUGGGAGAAAGAUCACUUUUUAAACAAAUUCUAGCUAAAAUUUUCAAGUUUAGAGGCCACUUACUCCUGAAUAUCAUAUACUGGGAAUGCUGAGACUUAGUUUUGAGAAGACAUGCACACACUAAAAGGAGGAGAUGAUGGGCAGACAUUGUCUUAAUGUCGCAAUCACCACUAUUAUCAAAUAUUAUAGAGUUGGUGUUGCACACUUGGCUAGAAGGCAGGGAAGGUGGCUGCUGCAGACAGGGAAGAGGUGAACUUCAUUUCCAUCACAGCACAUCAGGAAGACCAAAACAUGUAUUUUAAAGGUGGAAAGGGGUGUAAUUUCAAAGUCAAAGAAGCUUAGAGUGGUUAUUUAUAGCAUGUCAAUGUGCAGAGAAAAACAACAUUCACUUUUAGGGGAAAGUACGCAAAAUACUUAACAAAUUUAUGAUGCAAUCUUCUGUUAUGCACACUUCCACCCUGUGGAAAUUGCUUCUAAAGGUGUGUGCCUUCAGGUAUAGAAAUACCUGUGCAUCUCCAGAUAAGAAAAUAUGAUGGACGGUAUGGAAGUUUGGAAGUAUUAAUUGAGGGAAAGAGCCAAGACACAGCAUGCAGAAGUAUCCUGAUAAGGGCUUCUUAUGUAUGGAUACUCUUGCUCAAAUUCACACAUAGAUACAUUGGUUCUUGUGUGAGAUAAUGUUCCCUUUGUCACUGUUGUUGGAUUUGAUUGAUACUAACUUUAUUUUGCUUUUGCUUUUUAGUUUGCAUUUUUGUAUUUUAUUCUUGUGAGUCAUGUUUGAUUGAAAAGUGACAUAAAAAGAAACUUUAACCUAAUGUGCCAUUAUAUGAUCUGUGCAGAUCAUAUAAUUUAUUUUCUCUUGAGUUAAGUUCAGUUGACGCAUUUUACCUACUGUGAUUUUUAACAGUCACCUUCUAAGGGCAUCUUUAUAGCAGAAGUUUUAUUAAAAGGGCCAAGAUGUCAUUGGCUCAGCUACCAUACCACCUACAGAAAGUAAAUUUCAUAGUGACUGGAGGGCUGGGGAAAUCUAAUGUAGAUACACUGUUACAGGAUCCAUCACUUUAUGACUGUUCAUGACUGUUCACCCCUAAAGCUUGCUGGGUGACCUUCGACCAGUCAUGGUCUCUCAGCCUAACCUACGUCACAGAUUUGUUGUAAGGAUAAAAUGGAGAGGGAGGAGAAUUGUGUAUGCUACUUUGAGCUUAUUGAAGGAAAGGUGAGAUAUAAUCAAUAAAUUGUAAAAUAAAUAAAGGGGCUGAGAGAUUUACUGCCUUGCGGAGGAAGUCACUAGUUUUUUAUUUACAAUUUUGAUUACCAGUAGGGACAGUGUAUUUAUCCUUUUGGGCUAAAUUGUUUUCGUUUGUUACUUUUCUCUGCAUUGUAUAAAUAAUAUAACGUAGUCAGCUAGUAAGAGCUGCAGUGCUUUUGAAAUAUCUUGAUGUGCUGGCGUGAUGCAAUACGGUGUAACUUGACUAAAUGUACCUGUUCCUCCUCAGAUCCAGACAUUUAAUGUUGAAGCACCAUGCCAGACUGUGGAUGAUUUAACCAAUGGAGUCGUGAUGGCCCAAGUCCUGCAAAAGAUGUAAGAGAACACUUUUUAAAAAUCAUUGUGAAUGUGUUUACUUACUCAGUAAGUAAGUAACUUCCCCCUUGCUCCUGACAAGUAUCCACCUAAUAUGAACUUGCUAUGUUAUCCUCUGUUCUUAAGUGUUCUUACUGCUCAACAAUAAGUUUUGUUUAACAACAAACCAUUAAUUACUUUUAUUAAUGAAUGUAAUUGUUGGUGAAUCAAGCUUUUGUUUUCAAACACAGAAAACAAUUCUGUGCAUGAGCUGCGUGCUUCCCUUUGCAUGAGCAAGUAAACCAUAGCUUAGUGUAACAUCCAAACCUGGUUUUCCUUGACCCAGGAAACCACAAUUGCCAAUCCAACAGAAAACUGUAAUUCAAGACAGUUAAAGUGAAACAAACCACAAUGCCAGAUUGAUCUGGUAUGUUAGGCUAUCUUUAUUGUGAUUUGUUUAUCCACUCUCAUAAAGGGAGGCGUUUCUGCACAGUAUAGUUUACUAACCCAGGUUUUUAUGGUUUAGCAUUAUGUGCAAACAUGGCCAGUUCUUAGUAGUAGUUUUUUAAAUUAAAAAAUAUAUAUAUUUAUAGACUGUGACUAAUGUACUGUAUAUAGUGUCUUGCAAGAUAGCAUAUUUAACUAAAGAAUAAGGCUCUCCACCCAGAAGAGCAUAUUUUGACAGUCGUGUUGGCAAUAGAGGAAGGGAAUGGGAGAAUGGAUGUUUAAUGUAUUUGGUGGGCUUUUAUAUAGAGCAUACACAAUAAAAAAUAAAACUGCUUGUUCAGUAAAUUGCACUGUAGUGAAAGAAAUAGCAGAGCUGAUGUGACUAAGAGUUCAGUUAAUGACGUCUCCAUAUUGCUGUUCUUCAUAAGUAGCAUUGUUAAUGACCUUGUUUAUUGAAAACUGUCUAAAUUACCCUUUCACCCCCCCACUCUGUGUUAGCCUUUCAGUGUCAUGACUCUGUCAAGGCAGUGCUGGGGGAAGUGCUGUUGCUUACAUAAGAUGCAUUCUGUUAGAAACAGAGUGGCUCUGUUUCUUGCACUUCUACAUCUAGCAUCUUUCAAGGACAUUAAAUGUGCUUGAAGAUGACUAAUCCCCCCCUGCCCCCAGUACUUGGUUUUCUGUUGAGGGUAAUAUUCAUGAAAAGCAUUUAGAAUAUAAUAAUGUCCUAUACCUCUCUGUCACUGUUCCACCUUUUCCUCCCAAACAGCUCUCCCUUUUAUCUGGGAGAGGUAUAGUCUGAAAUCAGAGGGAGAGAAAAGUAGCAGCUUAUGUUUGGGGGGCCUACAACCGUUCAUCUGCAAGAGAGGCCUACAAAAAGACCCUUUCCCUUCAACUGUGAAGGGAAACAGCACAGAUUUCUCUUGCAUUAAGGAUGAAGAACUUUCUUUGUGACGUCAGCAGUUGCUACAUUAAUCCCUACUUUCGGCGUGGAUCUGUAUUUAGCAAUCAACAUACGUAAAGAAAGAAAAUCAUUCAUAAAAAAUUAUUUUAAAAAAGAAAGAGACGUUGACUUCCUGGUGGGGAUUGGUUGUACUGGGCUUUUCUCUGAAUAAUGUGACAGUGUGGGUGGACUACGGUUUAAUGGGAGUGAAAAAAGGAGUACAGUGGUGCCCCACAAGACGAAUGCCUUGCAAGACGGAAAACCCGCUAGACGAAAGGGUUUUCCGUUUUUGAGUUGCUUCGCAGGACGAAUUUCCCUAUGGGCUUGCUUUGCAAGACGAAAAUGUCUUGCGAGUCUUGAGAUUUUUUUCCGCCCCCCCCCCUUUUUCUAAGCUGCUAAGCCGCUAAUAGCCGCUAAACCGCUAAUAGCGCUAAUCCGCUAAGCCGCUAAUAGGGUUGCUUCGCAAGACGAAAAAACCGCUAGACGAAGACACUCGCGGAACGGAUUAAUUUCGUCUUGCGAGGCACCACUGUAUGCAGCUGCAGUAAAGCAAAGAUGAAGCAGAAGAAAUUGGCCCGGAGAGUGAAAUGAAGUGGGGGUAUGCCAGAUAAAGACAGAUCAAAGCUAUCAAGAAAAAGAAGUUGAUUUGUUCCUUUAUCCAUUCUUUUGGCUAUAUCCCAAGUUGGAUCUACAUUUCCAUAAGCAUUCCCACUAUUUGGUAGACAUCUUGCUAGUUAAUAUAUGGCAUAAAACAUUUGUGAAUGUGAAAUUGUGAAUGUGCUUUCUCCACAACAUGCCAGAAAUGGAAUGGAAGCUAGCUCAUUCACUGCUUGAACUAACCAAACCAGUUUGUUGGGGCUUUGUUACCGGCACUUCAUCUGUACUCUCUAUUUCAACCAUCCUGUUAUUCACCACUGAGAAUCAAGCUGUACCUCAGCAGGUUUAACUUGCAUCUUCAAAGAUUUUGUGCUACUAAUAUCUUAACUCUCAAAUUCCUACAAAUUAAAGAGUGGUGUGUGGAAUGAGAUGAACUUCCUCUUCAGCGGAAACAAGUUAAGAAUAUGGAAUUAUGAGAUAAACGAGCCAUAGAGCCUUGGCUUAAUGAUGGGGGUGGGGGUUGGGGGUGGAGGGAGGAUCAUAGUCUCUGAGGAUUCCAUCACACUCACCAGGCUUCCUGUCCUGUUGAACUCCAGUUUUGAAAAUUAAAUCUUAUCCCCCUCACCCAAAGCAAGCCUUUCCUGCUUCCCGCCAUUCUCCUACCUGACUUGUUCUAGAGUUUCUCGAAAUGAUGUUUGUGGUCCACGAGGAGCCUUUUUGAGGCAAUUCAGAGUUUUAUAUCAUUGGCUAACCACAUUUUUGCAUAUCACACUUUGGAUCUCAUGUUCUAGAGCAGAAAGAUGGUGAUCUAUGUUUGAAAAGUAAUGUGUGCAGUCUGAACCAGAAAAGAGUGCACAGGGCAAUGAGGUCAGUACAACUCUGACCUUCACGCUGCUACAGUAUACAAACAUAUCUGCAGAUUUCAGGUUGUACUUUUCUCAUGUACAUUCCAUAUAAACUGCAGGUAUAAGCUCCUAAUGGAUCUACAUUCAUUUAUUCUAGAAAUGAGAGUGACAGACAGAGCUGAAGCACUGAUAUCAGGGUGGGGGACCUUUGGCCUUCCAGAUGUUGUUGAGCUACAGCUCCUGUUAUCCCUGUCUGGUGCCCAUGCUGGCUGGUUCCCCACCCUUGACUUAUAUGGCAGCUCUUUAUAUUCCCAUGCCACUGACUUAAAUAGGAGUGUACAAAUGAGUACUCAUCAGUUCUUUUGACACUGCUAACAUCAUUGGCUCCCAAUUCCUUGUUUGUCCUGCAACACAAUUCUUAAGAAGUUGCAGUAGAUGUGAGACCAUAAGCCUUUAAUAUAGAUUUUAACAUUAAUUAAUUAUCAUUACAAGCUAUGUACUUAGGGAAAGUCAGUUAACAGAGGCAUUAUAUUUAACUGUGAAUGUUCCAAUUUGUGUAAUUUGAGAGUACUGUAAUGUCAGAUGUUUUCCUUUCAGAUAAUAAGAGUAUAUACUAAAUUCAUUUUUGAAGAUGGAUCUGCCAAACCAAUUUCUAAGAGACUUCUAGGCAUAGAGAAUAUUCUGGAUGAAUCUUUUACCAGAAAUGCUUCAUAACAGAUUAUUUGGUCUCUAUACAAUGGAUUUUGUAUUUCUUAGUUAUUUUUAAUUGCAGCCUGGCACAAAGCUAUACUUGAUGCAAUAAUUCAUUCAUUGUGAGUUACAUUAAUCUCAUAGUAGGAACUUCCAUAACUUUGAAGAAUAGAUGUUUUUAGAGCAAAGAAAACAAACAGCAAAAACUGAAUUUGAAUCCUCCCACAGCAUAAUGAAACAGAAAAAUACAGAACAUGUUUUCAGAGCAUUUUAAAAAAUGUAAGCAAAAAAGUUCCCCUCCCAACAAUGAAUUAAAAAGUGAUUUAAAAGCAUUAUGAACUGCUACACUAUAUCCAAAUUAUUCUUCCUUCUGCUCCUCCAAACAGGUACCACAGAAAAAACUUAGUCAAGAGGCAGGUGAGACUGUUCAAGUGAAGGAGAGUGUCCAAGGGAUUGACAUGCUUCUAGAUCAGUAGCAUAAUUUGCUAUUUCAAAAUCAAGCAGUUCUGGGGGGGAACCUGCAAGCGUAAAAAGGCAUGACAGCAGGAAGGUAGGUGUUAGACCAAAUUCCAAAUAUGUGUGGCGGAGUGCACUAUCACGCUAUGAGAAAGAAAUUAAAGAUGGAAUACAUUUGGUGCUGUUGUACUCACAGAAGGGCCUUUCAUAGAAUCUGGUUGGAAGGGACCCUGGGAAUCAUCUAGUCCAGAGCUUUCCAAACUUUUCAUGCUGGGGACACACUUUUUGGACAUGUAUCAUUUUGCGACACAGUAAUUCAGUUUUACUAGCAAACUGGAGGUUAAACUAACCCCUUUUCAGCCUCGGGAGGAGUGUAGGGAACGUUUGCACGACACACCUACACACUGCAGCCGACACACAGUUUGGAAAGCUCUGAUCUAGUCCAACCCCCUGCAAUGCAGGAAUAUGCAGUUGUCCCAUCUGGGAAUCAAACUUGCAACCUUGGCAUUAUCAGCACCACACUCUAUCCAACCGAGCUAUCCUGGUGGAUGCAGCCUCUGAUGGAAGAGGGGGGAAUUCAGGCAUGAAGGUAAAUCAGCAAAUUCACCUGCCCCCCUCUUCCAUUAGAAGAACUGUCCUCCAGAUGAAAAAUUCUUCUGUGAGCACAAAGUAUCCAGUUGAAUUCCACCCUGAAUAUUUUAAGGGCCUGUAGCCCAAAGUACCCAGCUGCAGCAAGGGCUUCCUGCUUCAUCUCUUAGCUCUUUCUCGUUAGGAGGCACACACUGAUCAAUGACUUGUGCAGAAAAAACUGUGAGUAGGCUCCUCUGUGGGUAAGUAGUUCUUAGUGGUGUUAUACACACUGAAAGUAAAUUUUGCAGGUGUGAGUGAAGUGUAGGACUGAUUUUUAUGUCUGAAAAAGGAUGCCUCUGCUUCCAAAAGCAAGGAAACACACUGUUAGAAACCUUCAUAAAGAAAGUGAAGGCGAGUUAUCUAGCAAUAAAGUAUGAACAGGCAAAGGAACAAAAAUGUUUUUAAGUUGUAAUUCCGUAACAGAUCUAGUCAGCCAGUGUGUGGAUUUUCAAAUAAAAUGAGAGUUAGUUACAAAAACAAGAAUGAAACAAACCCCACAAGUCAGUAAAUACAAUUAAAAUAAACAUGCUCAGUUAAAGCACCCUAGGGCACCAGAAAACUUUGUGAUGCAACUAUUUCAGAAAACUGCAGUAGAGGACUUUAGGAAAUGUUCCAUUCAUUCAGUUAUAUAAGUUGUCAAUCAUGUCAGUUGGGCUUUCCUCCGAUGAAAUGGGGUGUGUUCUAUUUCCCUUCAACUGUGCAUUGGUAAUUGUGGGCAAGGAAGCUGAUCUUGUAGGAAUUCUAGGGCUUCAUAGAAACAUGAGAGGGCUUAAUGGUGGUUAAUGAAAGCAGGAAAAUCUUUAAAUAAAGUAGCUUUUUUUAAAAAGGGGGGCUGCAAAAACAUUGUGAUAGGAACCAUAAGACAUUAAUUAAUGUUCUAGAACUUUUGGGUGAAAGUAAACAUAUAACAUAUAAUUGAGACAUACAUCUCAUAAAUGUCAAUAAUAAUAAUAAUAAUACACUUAUGAAAGCUCUGUUGGAGUUGACAAUCGUGAUAUCUAUUCCAGACAGCCAAAUAGAAAUGAAAUGAAUAAUAUUAUUAAGUAAUAGCCUAAUAUUUUAUUUAAAAACUAUAGAUGGUGGUAAGAGACAUUGCUAACUAUUAUUCUGCUUUUGUUUUUUCAGUGAUCCAACGUACUUUGAUGAAAACUGGUUAAACAGAAUCAAAACUGAAGUAGGGGACAACUGGAGACUAAAGGUAUUUUCUUUUUUUUUUUUAUAUAUAAUUUUUUUAUUGAUUUUACAAACAAGUUUUAUACAAUACAAACAAAUAAAAAGACAUACAAACAUGUAUAAUUUCAUAACCUUUUUUUCAUAACCCUCUCUUCUCAGACUAAAGGUAUUUUCACAGUUUAACUCUGAUUUUAACUUUCAGUACACAAAGUAUUGCAGUUAUACGUGUGUGUGCAUUAUAUGAAUUUUAUGUUGCCUUUUCCGGAGUUUUAGAGUAGGUUAUGGAAUAAUUCUGAAUCAGGGCUGAUUUUACCUAACCGGUCCCGUCAGCAAAAGCCUUGCUGAAGAACUUAUGCUUGCACAAUGGGACUCUCUGCACCCAACUGACACGAGAUCAAGCCAAAAUAAAUAUAUAGGGUGGUAUUCAGUGACGUUUUAUGCAGUGUAAACCCCUUGAAAUUAAUGAAAAGGACUGGGCUAGGUCCAUUAAUUUCAGUAGGCCCACUUUGAGUAAAAAUAAGUUAAAUAUCAUCCAUAAUACUGAAAUCUUCUUAAGUAUAGGUGUGGGGUUUUUUACCCCAAUGUACCACUCCCUACUCUAUGCUGAUUCAAAAGUGAAGUGUUAAUGGAACAAAAAUUCUGAAUUCUUUGGGGAGAUCAUGAGUUGAGAGGAAAGUAGCACGGUAAAGGGGAUUCUGUUGGACCACAUGGAAACUAAGAGACCCUCAGCUAAUAUCCCUAUAUGCCAUAUGCCUCUGAACUUUCAAUGUUUGCAUGAAAUCAGAGACUUUCAUGCCUAAUAGCUUUAUUGACUUUGCUCAUCAACCAUGCUGGCAUCGUAUUGGCCCUGGGGUACCUUUCCUUAUGGUGUACAUUCUAGCGAAGUUUUUGAAAUUGUGGUUUUGAAUAACCCCCAAGGAUUCUGGAGAGAUUUGACCCUCUUGACUUUUCUUUUCAGAUUCCUUUUUACCAAUCCUUCAUUUUCAGGAAGUUUCCUUUUUUGAAAUAAAAUGUGAUUGUGUGAACUUUCUUGGCAGUUGUCCAUAUACAUAUAUGUUAAAUUUGAUAGCACUGUGGUCACGGCUCCCAGUCAGUUCAACAGCCAAAACGCUCUUCUCUUACUACCCCAAAAUGUACAGCUGGCCCCAAAUUGCCAGCCUGGAGGCAGGAACAUGCAUGGAGGAAGUGGAGGUUGUGGUUUCAUGACUUGCUUGGUGGGGAUGGCCUGUCCCACUGCUCUCCACUCCUUCUUCCACAUGCCAUAUUCAUCAUACCAGUUGCUGACGAGGAGUCUACACUACAGGCCAAAAGACUGAAUUAAUCCUCUUUAUGUUUGCAGUUCAUGUUUGCAGAAGGCAAAGGCUUAAAAUUCUUUCCAUUGGAGUCUUUUUCAGUCUAACCUGCUGAUCUGGAGGUAAAAUGGGAGCUUUUGCCUUGAAUCCCAGAUUCCUCUUGGCUAGUAAAAAUCAGAUGGGAGGAACUGCUACACCUUACUCUCAUUAUUCCACAUUUGUUGAUUUUCAAGUCUCAAGAGCUUUUGCUGAAAUCUUUGCUUCUUGAUGGUAUUGUUGUCAGGGGGAAAUGAAAUAUUACGAAUUACCUUUUUAAAUUUGAUUGAGUAUAAUCUGGCCUUGUGGUGAUUCAUGGAUGAGAAAAACAGAAUCCUUGACAGUUCUUGUUUACUUGCACAAAUGGCUUUGUCCUUGUAAGACUUAUGAAUGUAAAAAGUUGAGAGACAAUUGCAUUGAUGGUGGAAAUACUUUUUUCUACCCAUCUGUUCCCAAAUGAAAAUGUUCUAGUACACAUAGAUGUUUGCAUUCCUUAUGUAUACAGAAGAUUAAAAACUUGCCCCUCUUACAUAUCUGAGGAGGUAGAAGAUGGGAAAUUUGACAGGAAAGUUCAAGAGAAUUGUAUGGAAUUUUCAACACAUGAAUAAAUUUUCUAAACAGUUAAGGUGCUGCUGCUGCAUUUUGAUCCCUGAAAGACAUUUGAAAACAAGAGCCGUUGAGACCCACAGCCAAAAUAUCUGUAAUGAUUUCAGGGUUGAGGCAACUUGAACACUUCUCCAUGAAUUAGCAGCCUCUCCAUACGUGGGCAAUGUUCUCAUGAAGAUGUAUCAAAGAUUUGCAUUUGGCCAGGGAUCUUACAGCUUUGCAUAUUUCUUAACAGUCGGAUAGAAUCAGUAGAAUCAUGGAAGCAGUAUUGUCAGUGGGUCACCCUAGGUUGUCUAAAUCUGUCUCGGAAUUCACACUGCAGGCCUAGGCAGCAGCAUUGAAACCCAAGCUGCAUUAUUUCUUAUGUACACAGUUGCUUGCAAGGAACGGUUUGGUGGCUUUCCCUUUGGGGAAAAUGGCAGAAAACAAAAAUUAAGAUGUUUCAGUACAGUCAAAAUGUUCUGCCUGCGACUAUUUGAAAUGAUACUUCAGUAUUUUAAAAAUAAGAUAUUGUUGAUGGUAAUAUGGAGCAACCAAUAGCAUGCCAACAGAAGAGUAGAAGAUAAACUGCCCCAAUGACUGCUUUGUGCGCCAUCAGGGACAUUAAAUACUUUGCUCUUCUUGGGUGGAAUUCUGUUAUGAUCUUCUGGCACUCAAGACUGCAUCCUAUGUUGGUACCAUUUACUCCCCAACCCCUUGUGUUCCAUUUAGAAAUAACUUGUCUAGAUAAUUUAGAGUUGUUGUUUUUUUUAAAAAAAGAAGCAUGUUGCCUGGGAUAGCUCCCUCGGUAGAGCAUGAGACUCUUAAUCUCAGAGUCGUGGGUUUGAGCCCCACAUUGGGCAAAAGAUUCCUGUAUUGCAGGAGGUUGGACUAGAUGGCAAUCAUGGUCCCUUCCAACUCUACAAUUCUGUGAUUCUAUGAUCUAUCAUCUGACAAAGCAAGCAUUGUGCAUGAUCCAGAUAUACAUUUCUGAUAAUCAGUUUAUAUAAUUUUCUCAGUAAAUUAUUUCUUCCCAUUGAACUGCACUCCUUAAAUUCUGUCUAAUUCAAAAAGUUUGGUAAUGAAUCUUAACUUCUCCUGUUUACACUAUAAUUUAUCUGCCCAAUAAAGUUUUUCACUUCAAGUAUUACGCUGAUUUGCACAAUCAUUUCAAGCAUUUUAUUAUCUUACUGGCACAUAGUAUUGAAUCCAUUCUCGUGGGUCCUGAUUCUUGCCUAGGGUAUAAUUUUUGGCAUUGCCCAUUUAAAGAAUUUGAGAACGAGAGCAAGCCUAAGUACUGAUUUUUGUUGGCUAAUGAGGAAAUCUAAAUUAUUUGGGAGCUUGUGGUCUUGAUAACCUGAAAACAAGAUGUCAAAAUGCCAUCCAGCUUUUAAAAUUUAAUGGCAUUUUGACAUCUUGCUAUCAACUUAAAAGGACCGCAAGGUCCAAAGAGUUUCAGAAGUGGGGUAGAAAAAUGAACAUACUUGUUUCAAGCCUGUCUAAUGGCUCUGUUGUGUGUAAGAACUUGUUUCUGUCCUCCCAACCCCCGACUCCUGUUGCGUUGAUGCUGCUUUUGAAGCUCUGCCAAUUUGGACAAGCAGAUACUGCCAAGAAAGGGCUCAGAAACCCUGCUGUGUGCACAGUGUUCCCAGUGUGGCCCAAAAAGAAAUCAUUAUAUUUGAGAAGCACCAUGGGGGUAUAAGGCUGAGCCCCCAAACUCAUUGGUGUAGGUAGUUGCUAUAUCUGUUUGCUUUCCUGUCCUUUUGAAAAUGCCCAGAGACAAUCUAUAAAUGAGAAAUAAAAUUAAUUGCAAAAUCUUGAUUUGAUGAUUGGCUGCUUUAGGCCGAAAAAAAUCUUAACGAUUGGCUGUUUUAGGCAAAAAUGGCUUUUGGCUCGAAAGAUUAAUUCUUGUAGACAGCAACGUAAGAUUGUGCUUCGGUGUGGCCUUCUCUCACAGUUUCUCAGUAUGCAAUUUUUCCCCUUCCUUUUUUAAAAGGUGAGCAAUCUGAAGAAAAUUUUAAAAGGAAUUUUGGAUUACAAUCAUGAGGUAAGGUCUUUUGUUUGCUUAUACAAACUGAUUUUUGCACUUCAUUCUCCUUUCAACUUGUUGUGCUUCAUUUUCAUUAUUCUGUUUGUGUAACAGGUAAAUAAGGAUUACUAAAGAUAAAAGUAUAGCUCUUUAAUUCAGAAAACUGAUCUUUUAUAAAUAUUUUAGGCAAUCUUUCCCCAAAUUUGUAAUUUACAGAAAAGGAAUUGCACACACUCACUCCCCCUCCCCCGUAUGCUGUCCAUUGUUUAAGUACCUCCUAUUAAGCUGAUGAAUGCUUCCUCACAUAGCUUCUUUUUCUUAGAGCAAUUAAAAUAGAUACUUUAGGAAAUCUCUCGAUAAAACCACAAAGGCUAAGCUUUAUUAUCUCAGCAAUAGCUAUGCCUUCCCAUCAGUAGCAAAAUUCAAAUUUAUUUUGGAAAGAUAGGGAACAUUAAGUGUUUAGCAUUAAUUGAUUUUGUAGACAGCUUUGUAGUAUUAAUAAAAAAAAAGUCCUUAAUGCAAUUCUAGGAGAGCCUCUCACUUCAGAAAAUUUCUUUCUGCUUUCUAUUUUCACAAAGAGAAACAAUCUACAACAAAUACAUUUAAGAACAUUUACCGUAUUUUUCGUCCGGCCCAUAGGAUGCACCUCCUUUUUUGGGGGGAGGGAAAUGAAUACAAAAAAAUUAUCCCCCCCCCAGCCGCGGCUGCCGCCCCAAGCCUUGCGCACACCUGCCCGAACUCCCGCCGGGCUUGCAAGGCUUGCGGAUAGCUUCCUGAAGCCUGGAGAGCGAGAGGGGUCGGUGCGCACCGAUGCCUCUCGCUCUCCAGGCUUCAGCGAAAGCCUGCAUUCGCCCCAUAGGACACACACACAUUUCCCCUUCAUUUUUGGAGGGGAAAAAGUGCGUCCUAUGGGGCAAAAAAUACGGUAAGUAUGCCACUAUUUUGGACAAAUAAUAAUAAUUACCCAUGUAAGUUGCUUUGAGUUGCCGUGGCAAAAAAGCAACCAGUAAAUGUAAACAACAACAACAACUAUUUAUGGAGCUAAGUGUUUGAACGUUGGUGGCUCAAGAGACUUGUUAAAAGUCAGCUGUAGCUUAGAAGAGAUACUGUGCUGUUUAAGUAAGAGAAGACUGUUCUCACCGAAAGAGUGGACUAGUUGGUUCAAUGUGCAUGUGCGUCUAGACCAAAUGAGCCGCCCAGCUCAUUUUCCCCAGCAUCUUGGCAGAAUGGGUUGCUGGAUGAAAUUAGCAGGUAAGGGAAGGGUUUUCUUGUUCCUGCCUUCAGUUUUUCUCCACUAUAGAUAAACCCCUUCUGUACUGUUGGUUAGUACCUUUUUGGCCCAGACCUGGAUCUGAAGAUCUGGUGUCCUUGAGAUAUGGAGGCUUGCCAAGUUCAAGAGAUGUGCCUUCUCCCUAUACUAUUCACCAUGUCUGCAUCUUUGUAUUUUCACAGAUUUUGGGGCAACAGAUCAAUGAUUUUAUCCUUCCUGAUGUCAACUUGAUUGGGGAGCAUUCGGAAGUUGCUGAGCUUGGAAGAAUGCUUCAACUUAUUUUGGGCUGUGCUGUAAACUGUGAACAAAAACAAGGUCAGUUAAACUUUGGUGGGAAGGGUGCAUCAUUCAAAGUGGACACACAAACAACUUUUCUUGUUUUGUUUAACAAUAUUUAUACAUUACCUAAUAAAAACAAAAACCCUCUUAAGUGGUUUACAUAAAGUAACAUAAAAUACCUGUUAGAAAAUAUCAAUAAAAUUAACAGACUUCAAACAUAUGUAGACAUAAUAAAAUGAUCAAAAUAUAGAUAAAAUCAACAGGUUGUUUUUUUUAUAAAAAAAUGCAUAAUAAAACUUCAUGUUUGAGUAGGCUUGCCUAAGCAGCAAGGUUUUCAGCAAGCAUUGAAAACCAUUCUCCUGCCUCAUUUAUGUUUAUAAACAAAAAACUUAUCUUUACAAUAUGAUAGAUGGAAGCUUUGAAUACUGCAGGAAGCACAGAGCUAUUUAUCCUUUUGAUUGUUGUAAGUAUGGAUGAUUACGUGCUCAAAUUUAUCUCUUACAGAGUAUAUCCAGACCAUCAUGAUGAUGGAGGAGUCUGUUCAACAUGUUGUCAUGACAGCCAUUCAGGAGGUAAGGAAUUGGAUGGUGGUAAAUGGAAGGCUGAGACAGCAGUUUGUUACAACUGCUUCUUUCAAUUUAGCAGAAAGAAGUAAUUUAACAGAAAAGGGCAUGGUAUGUAAAAAUGAGAAAUAUUGUCACCCUCUGAUAGGCAAAAUAAAAUUUCUAAUGUAUAUUGAAUAUUUAAUAAACUGUUCCACUUUUCUUUAAAUCUAGAAGAUAUAACCUUCUGGAUACCAAUACUAGGUUCCCUUCUUGUCUUUCCUUCCCUGUGGUUCCCACAACAAUUUAGAACUACUAGUUUAGUUUGCAGUAGAAGAUUUGGCGAUUGAACUUCAUUUCCAGUAAGGGUAACUAGGCUCAUAAGUCUGUAAUUCAGUGCACACAUCCCUGGAAGUAAAUCCCACUGAAUUCUAUGGGACUUUCUUCUGAGUAGGUAUGCAUAGGAUUAUGCUGCGGUAAUCAUUAAAUGUUAUUUGAACAUUGUUUUUAAAACUGGAUGACUAGUUUCCAGGUUAAUUGUAAUUGGAUUUGAUAGCACUAUUUGCAGUAUGCUAGCAUAAAGGUGAAUUAUGAGUAAUUAGUAGUAUUGGAAUAAGUAGGAAACCCAAUGAUCCACUUGAACCAAAGUUAAGCACUUUUAAGUCCCCUUAAUUUAAGAGAGCAUGUUUAAAAAUUUGUUUAAAUCGUUACCACUGAAAUUAAUAGGGAUGAAAAGUGUUUUGAUCUUGGUUGGAUUGUGUCCCAGAUUUCAGUUUAGCAGCUUAAGAAAUGCUAGAAACGGAUAUCCUCUAAUUGAAGGGAAGUCAUUUCAGCUUUCUGUUUUAAUGUUGCAAGUGGUGCAAUUGAGAAUGAUGUAAAUGUUGAUUUGGAUACUUCAUAGGGCGGUGUGUUAGGCAAUGUUUUCUUUGAACCCUGCUGCUUCUGAAAGAUCAUUCGAUUUAUGAAUUUAAGUGGAGUUAUUUUUUCAACCACUGUUGCGUAUUGGUAGCUCUGUAUAUGGCACGAAACAGGAUUCAUAACUGGUUGGUCAACACUGAGCAGGUUUUUCUGGGAGGGGCAGGUAAUUUUAUUGAAUGUCUUACCAGCCUUAAAGCAAACUAGUCCAUAUGAAACAGCCACAUUCCUACUAAAACAUCAUCCGACAUUCUUAGAGAAAAUGAACAGCUUAGUAAGCUGCCCUGUGACUCCUGGAGACAAAAGACGGACUCUAGGAGUGCUUCCACACUUGCAGAAAAGGGCUCUACUCUAGUGCACUGCUUUUCUGCAAUUAGCUGGAAGUAGAAUUUCAGCAAAGGUUUGACAUAAAAAUUAAUAUUCCACUGUAUAUUCCAGCAGUGCCCUUCCCUAUCCUUCUGAAAUGUCUGCUUGCAGGCUCCAUUCAACAAAGGUCCUUUCAAAUGCCAGUUGAAAAGUUUCCUGUCUGCAAGUUUCAGCCUUUGUUUUUCACUUCCUCUUGAUCACAUCUGGGAAUUAGUUAUGAGUAGACUUUGAUUUGCACCUUGAAUAGUCUCUCUGAAUUGCCCCAGUGUCAGUUUCUCCUGCCGGGGUUUGUGUGGCUUUAUUUAUUGAUUUCCUAACAUUUUUCUUCGUACUGUUUUGCCCCUAAAAAUAUAAUAAAUUGUGAGAGGAAACAGUAAAACAAGAAUAUAAAUCAAAUCAGUAAUUAAAACCUUCUACCUUUUCACAAGGAAAAAAACCAUCAUUGGAGUUAUUUCAAGAGGGUUUUCAUCAUUAAUCUCCAAGCCCAGAGCAUGGAAUAGUAUAAAAGGGGGAAAUUGCAAAGAAGAACGGUGGGAUUCAUUGUAGCACUAAGUCUCUUGCAAAGGAUGGCAAUUGUAAAGAAAACAGCAUGGAAGCAGUCUAGGUACUAUGAAGCUAAAUCACCUUGGCCCUGAAGAGAACAUUCACUUAUUAUUCAGUAACUAGUUUUACUGGCUCUGGCUUUUGUCCAACAUGAGUGCAAUGUUGAAACAAGCACAUGCAUAACAGGUGAGGGAAAGUCAGUGCACUGCACUUUCAGUGUUGGACCCUUUAUAGCAGGAGUGGGGAAUCUGUGGUUCUCUAGAUGUUGGACUGCAUUACCCAUAAUCCCUAUUGGCCAUGCCGUCUAGGGCUGAUGGCUUUUGUCCAACAAUGUCUGGAGGGUCACAGGUUCCCCAUCUCUUCUUUAUAGCACUUGAGGUUCUUCUGCAGUCAACAGGGAAGGUACUAAAACCAUUCUGGUGUAGAACAGUAUGCUUACUUUUCAACAUUGUGUUUUUAAAUUGUGCUUUAAGAUGCUCAUUCCUCUAGACCCCAGAAUUUAAAAUGUUUGGAACUUUCUGGGAUCCAGGAAAUCUAGGGAAAGCCUUAAGGUAAAGAAAGAAGGCAGACACAAUUCUGAAAACUACUGAAGAAGAAUUAUUAUUAUUAUUAUUAAAACACACACUUGAAAGUACAUUGAGCAGGAAAAGCAGAGACCAUUGCUGUGAUGGAAAGCUUUAUACCAUACCUGAAACUCAUCAGGCAUCACAUUUUUUAGAUUGCUUCAAUAAAUGACAAGCAACAAAUGGCAAAGAAAUAACAAUGGAUCAUGCGUGAGUCCCUUUGUAAGUGUCUAGACUAGAAAUCUAGGUGUAAUUCAGCCACUUAUUUGAAUAUUGCACAAAAUGCCAAGUAAUAUCCUUGAUGGUACUGUAUAUAGUAAAGUAUAAUAUUUAUAUUAAAAAUAAACUACUGAAUAUACUACUCCUCAAAGAAGUGAACUUUCAUGCCAUUUGUAAGGCAUUGGGUAGGAUCCUUAGUCUGUUGAUGGGGUUGUAAGUCUUUUCCUUCACCCUCUAUGGUAACAGAGUAUCCUGAACCUUGGGGAGGUGCUUUUCUUCGAACAUCUAGAUAGGGGCUGAGGGCCAUGGCACACCUCAAAAGGUAGCGUUCUUGAUAAGUUGCCCCUAUUUGAUGUGUGUCAUAGGGGCUAUCCUUUACUCAGGAGCGACCCCCGUUGAGCAGCCAGCAGGUGGGCUGGCUGGUUUAGGAAGUACCCAAUGCCUGAGCCAAAAUCUCACCUCACAUCUAUAGUCAAUUAAGUUGUGUCCUGUUUUUAUUCCAAGAUGGUGUAUUGUGGUUCUUCCCCUUCAUGGCACACAAUUAAUAUUAAUAUUAAAACUACAAUACUGCUCAGAGAAGUGAAUUUCCUGCCAUUGGCACACUUCAUUCACGUGGUGACCUCAGCUUAGUUUAAAAUGCACAUGAACUCCACUUCCGGGUUAGCGCCAUCGCCGAAUGGCGGACUCCCUCCGAGCUCCGGAGGGAGUCUGCUCGGCAGGGGCUGGGUCCUACCGCGCCGGCGACGCGGGGACCCUUAAAAACCACGGGCACGGAGUCCGUGGACAUGGGUGACUCGGCUUGCACCAUUAGCGCCCUCCCGACUCGUGAAGGAGCCUUUUUAAAGGCUUCGGAUCGGGUGCCGGGGAGUGGCGUGGUGCUUUGAGUCCACUGCUUUCCCUGCCGAGCGCAGCCGCAUGCCAUUCGACGGAGAGCGCUGACUUCUUCUAUUGAAAAUUUGGACUUUUAACAACAACCCGUGAGUAAUUGGGAAACCGGGUUUAAAAUUUUGGAUUUUGGAUUUGGCACGAGCGGGGGCGAUUUAAAAAGGAAGUCAAUCCCCCCCCCUAUUGUAAGCAUUCCAAAACAAGGACUGGGUAACCAAGGUCCAAAGGGAAGUAUGUUUCUGAUAAAAAUCAUUAAUUCCACGAUGGGAAAUUAUAAGAAAUGUGCUGGAGGAGAAGAGUGGAGGAUGAGAAGAAAAAUGCAACCCCCCCCCUGGGAACCGGGGCGAUUCGUGGAGCCUGGUGAAGAGAGACGGAGACUUUGACAGCUGUCAAAGUGGCUGUCAAAGCUGGAGAAUAUAAAGAGGACUUUAUGAGGACUUUGCUGGUAAAUUUUGCUACAAUUUGCUAUAAUAUGGAUAUAAACUGUUGGAAAAUAAGCAACAAUUUGACUUUUGGAUUAGAGGAUACAAAGUUAUUACAAUCCCCCUAGAGGGGUUUCAGGAUACUACAAGAACGGUCGUAAGUGGAAAAAUACCCUGGGAUUCGCACAGGAUUUGUUAUCUUCUGGGAAAGCUGCAAAACUGAAAGAGUAUUUUGUCUACAGAGGAAGACAAUGGAAUUUUUAUUGAAGAAAGAAAGGGACUGGACGUAAGUUUUUGUUCCUGAAUAACAAACCUCUGCAGAGACACUAGAUUUCUGAAUUAGAAAGUUUUAGCAGCUGAACAGGACAAGAAACCUGAGAAAGUGAGGAAUAAGAAGAAUAAAGGACUGAUUACGACACGGAAAGAACAACGGGAGGAGUGGUAAAGAUCAAGGAAAUUAAAGGCCUUUGUUAGAUUGGACAUUUGAAGUCAAAUAUUAUUUAAAUUAAUAAACUAAAAGAAAACCGGCAAGAUGGAAUCGGGAGAAAUUUGGUCAUGAAAUGAGAUUUCUAAGCUGAUAAUGUAUAGACUGAUGGACAUGGGGAAUUCAAACCGGGAAGGGGGGAGAUCUGAAAUCCAAAGGCUGUGUAACCAUUUUUUGAACUUUUCUAUAUCUUUUAUUUUCUAUUUCUUUACAUAACUUACGCAUGUUAUUUUACUUUGAUCGGACGUGUUUAAAAAAAAGGGAAUUUGUGGAAGGAACUGGGGUGGAUCUUGGGGAAAAUCUUUUUCUUUUUCUGUUAAUGAUGUGGGACGGUGGUAAGAUUUGUACAAUUCAAAUUGGAUAGUGGGUUAAACAAAUUAAGCUUUAAAUUUGGGAGUGAGAGCUUGUAGAACCAAAUUAAGGAAAGGGGAAUACAACCGGGGGGGGGGGAGUUCCAGAAAGUAGGGAAUGAAAGUAAGGUUUUUAAAUAUCUUCUUUCUUUUAUCUUUUUUCUUUGUACUUUUAUAUUUUUGGAAACUUCAAUAAAUAUGAUUUAAAAAAAAAAAAAAAUAAAAUGCACAUGAACUCCAACAAUAACAAUGUCUUAUAUACAUCUUCAUCUGUUACAGACCUGUCCUGAUCAUAAAUACGAAGGUUCUGUUUGCUUCUGCAGUUUUUCAUACAACCCGGUCUUAAUGUUCAUUAUAUCCCAUGAACUGGCACUGUAUGAGCUGUGGCCCAGGUGCUCAUUUUGCAAGAUCAAAGGGGGAAAAGACAUCCAAGCAUCCUAGCCUUCCAUUUCCCCUUUAUCCUUUACCAUUGGAGCUGGUCAUUUUUGUGUGUGGGCGCUUUUACACAUACCCAUUCACAUACUGAGUUGUCCAGCUGCACCUGCUAGCAGAAGCUGACAACCUGGCUCUUCCACAACCUUGGAUAUGGUCUGAUUUAUGAUCACGCCUCAAGGUAAUCUCUGCUUUUGAUCACGACACAGCAUAAAACUAAGAACGUGAAUAAGGGCAUACAGUUGCAGGCCCAGUUAGGAAAUCUCAGUGUUGAUAAUAAAACAAAAGAAAACUCCUUGCCCAUUCCGUUCUAGGAGUGAGAAGUGUUCUGUCUGGUAAAUGUACAGUACAAAGAUAACUUUGGAAUAGCAAGGGACUAUAAAGUAACAAGGAAUGUGACAGCCUUAGACACAUAGACACAGCCUAACAAAAAGGUCUCUUCCCCACACCCAAACCCGCUCUCCUAGCAAUGAUGCAAAAGCGUAUUUAUUCUUGUGAAAUCAACUAGUAAAAGUAAGUUAUUUUCCUGAUUGCUUGCUUCUGGCUUUCUUUUUUGGGUAUAUAUCUACAAACUCCAAAGUUUCUGAACAUUUUAGACUGCCCUGUUUAUUAAACGAAUAAAAAUAAAUCUUUUGCUUUUUCUAAUCCAGUGUAAUCUAAUUGCAGUUGAUGAGUAAAGAAUCUCCAGUCUCUGCUGGAAAUGAUGCUUACGUUGAUCUUGACCGUCAGGUACCUAAUGCCAGAUGUUUUCUUUCUUUCUUUUUAUUAGUGGAACUCAGUAUGCAAUUUUCUUGGCAUAUUGUAAAUGAGUACAGCUUGGGGAUUUUUUGUUUUGCUUUUUUGAGUUUGUAUCUUUUUUAAUAAAAUCAAAGUUAGCAGCAUACAACAAAUCUGAAUCUAAUUGUAUAUAAGCAUUAUGUGUAGAAACCUGGAUGUGAACCAUUUUAUUUAUAGAAUAUGGGUGAACGCUGCAACAAUUUUAGAAGGAAUUGGUAGCUCGGUUAGUAGAGCACAUCCUUCGCUGGCAGAAUGUCCCAGAUUCAAUCUGGGAUGAUUCUACUUUAAAGAGGAUCAAGUAUCAGGUAAAAAGAAAGGCCUCUGCCUGAUACAGUUUUGGACUAGAUAGACAAGUUGUGUGACCUGAUGUAAAGUGGCUUGGUAUGUUCCUAAAUAACCCAGCACACUGUCUCUCCUAGUAAGGAUAGAAUAUCUCCUAGUAAGGAUAGGGGUCUAUGCAGGUUUUACCUUUAAUGUCUAUUCCUUGUGUUUUGUUUCCCAGUCUUUUGUGUUGUGUGAAAAAGAGUUAAAGCAAACAAUAUUCCUUUCAUGCAACUAUAAAGAAAAGUGGUUUUUAAAAAGCUUUAUUAACUUUGCGUGGUAAUGUUUUUCUGUAGCGUUCUUAAUGUACAGAUCGUAGGGCUCAGUGUGAAUAUGUAAAAUACUUCUAUUUCUUGUUUACAUAUAAUUAGUGGUCUAACCAUGAUAGUAGUUGCCCUUUUAAGAUGCUGUAACUAUGCAAGUUGUUACAGUGGUGCAUUGUAAUUCCAAAAAAUCGUUUGUGUAUACGUCUGGUGCUUUCAGACAUUUCUCUGCAGCAUCUCAUAGCCCAAAAGAAGCAAGGCUUUGUCAGUUUUUUUGCCUUUCUGUGGGAGAUUUUGCAGAGAAAUGAUUAAAAAAUAAAACUAAGCUGUGCCUUGCAUGCCUAGUUUCUUUUACUUGUACAUGAAUGGCUUCUUUGGAUCACAGCCUUAGAAAAUUAUUGCAUCAUAAUCUUUUUAGCAAAUGGAAAUAUAUUGUGUUUUAAAAAAUACAGUUGAAGAAAACAACAGAAGAACUAAAUGAAGCCUUAGCAACCAAAGAAGAAAUUUCCCAGAGAUGCCAUGAACUUGAUAUGCAGGUAAGCAGACUAUUGCACAGUAAAUGUAAAAUAAGAUUUUUGACAUUAUAAAUCUCAACCUGUAGGAAAUAAAAUAUUUUUGUAUAACAUAUUACAGAUAUAAUUGUAUAUUUAAAGUGCAUUUCAUGAUUGUGUGUCUUGAUUUGAGCAAGGUCAAUUAUGAUUUGGCAUGGAGUGACUGGGGCAACCCUGUCAGGUGGGUGGCAUAUAAAUAAUAAAAUUAUUAUUGGUGGCUUUACAUGAAGCAGACUCAAGCUUGUGUGCUCACAUCCCACUUCCCUUGUGCUCUCCCUGUCUUCUCCUUUCAUAGCAAACCAGUCUGCUCAGUUUCAGUAUUGCAGCAAAUCAUUCUUUGUUGCAAAAGAAGAAGUUGGGGAGGAGGGAAUAUGUGAUCUGAACCAUGUCUGUGGUGUUCCCAUCUGUCCACCCAUUACUAGUAGCUUACAGUCCAUACCAGUGAAUAUAUUUUAGCCAACUAAGUUUCGCUCAGAGUAGACACACUUAAAAUAAUGGACCUAUGCUAGUUAUGUUCAUUAUUUUCAGUGCAUCUACUCAGAGUAGGACUAACAUUGGAUACAACCAUAUAUAUUGUUGGUUCACUUGUAUUUGAAGUUGCAUUUACUUUCCUUAUUGAUAAAAGAAUUUAUCUAUGCUCUUCCUGCCUUUGUAAGGCACUAUUCUUAUUUUUCUUCCUUCAUACUCCAUUGGUUGUCCCAUAGUUGAACUGUUUCAACCCCUGUUUGAGUUGCUAAGUGGGCAUAGAGUUAUUUUUGGUGUAUGCUAUGAGAAUUACACACAUGUACCCUGAAACAAUUUCCACCUGAUUUUAUUGUUAAAUAUGUAGUUUGAUGCUGCACCUCUACAUUAGUUUUUAAGACUUACUAGUGGCACCAUCAUUUGCUUUUAGGUGUACAUUUGUCUGUUGUUGUGUUUUGGUAAUAGGUUGCUACACUGCAAGAAGAGAAGAGUAGUUUGCUAGCAGAGAACCAGGUCUUGAUGGAACGCCUAAAUCAGUCUGAUUCCAUAGAAGAUCCCAACAGCCCAGCGGGCCGUAGACAUCUGCAGCUACAGACACAGUUAGAGCAACUCCAAGAGGAAACUUUCAGGUAAGAAUUGCAUGGUGGUGCAAAGUCCCAGCAGCCACCAUGUAUUGGAAGAUAUUGAAUUCAGUCCAACUAUAUUAACUUGUUCAGUUAUAUUUUAAUAACUUCACAUUAGGUCAUGAGUGGGGAAUGUUUUUGGCCUGGCAAGCCAGAUCACUAUCUGUCCUCACCUCCCUUUCACAAGCUUUGACAGGUGGGUGGGACGAUCCACUUUUGAACCAUCUGAUAUCCCACCACCCAAGGGACUUAUGAAAUAGGGAACACAAUGGUUUUUCUUCUUUCUUUUGUUUUAGAUCACAGAUCAUGAAAACUUCCACAGUGGUACAUAAUGUUGACAACGAAAGCAAUUGAAAUGUUCACUGAAAGCUUACUAUGAAUGUUGCAUUAAGAACUAGCACAAUUUCACUUUCUAAACUAAAGAAAUUAAAGUUGAUCAGAAAUUCACUUGUAUUCCCUCCCAUUUGUUAGAUUAGGGUAGGCAACCUUCAGACUACAGGCCUAAUUAGGUCCAGCGCAGUCCUGAUUUCUCCUGCAACCUUCUCCAGACCAUACCCACCUGUCUCAGACCUGGCAUUAUUAUGUAAUUUGUUGAAAGGUAAAGGGCAGUUGGAGGAGGCACAGCUUCCAGUGCAUAGUGGGGAGCCGUAAAAUACACUUCUGAUUGUACCUUGUACCUUGGCAGGGGAGGCUUGCUGAGAGCAAGAGAGCUGGGAUAGACCACUACUGAUUUCCCUGUAGGAAAUUCUGUAGCCAGCUGAUUGCAGCAGAAAAGCUUAUUGGGCUUGGCUGCACUACUGAAUUCCCCAUGGGACCGAUUCUUGAAGGGCCUUGCAAAGACAUGAGCAGGACACUUUGAAAGCCCCUUGCUCCUUGCAAAGAGUCCUGCUCAGCUCUUUGAAGCCCCAGUAAUCAGUGGCAUUUCAAAGCACCGUGCAGGGCUCUUUGCAAGGAGUGCCCCACCCACCUCUCAUCUGUUCUCUGGCAGGGUGAAGGGAGAGGUAAGGAUCUGGCCUGCUGACCAGCUACAGUUCCCCACUCCUGUGCUAGAUGGAAGUUUAUCAGCUGGAUGUGGGCCACAGAGCAAGGCCCCAUUAUCUCUUUCCUCACUUUAAAGAAAGAAAACUAUUUUAAAUGCCUGCAUGUGAGAGAAAGAAAUUCCACACUUUCAUGUUAUGCUGCUCUGUUUCAAUUUUGUGUGCAGCUUGGCCGAAUGUGCUGUGUAACUGUGAAGUUUUUACUACAAGAUGGCAGUUCCUGAUGCAAAUAGAUCAAUUUAUAUGGCAAAAUAUAUUUUGGGUUGUGAGGUCACUGGAGGAUAGAGCUUGAAUGAGGCAACUCUGGCAAACUAUUUUUGGAUUUUCAGACACCGUAAUCUAAGCUUUUUUAAAAGAAACAAACAACUCAGUUGUGUCCUAUCUAUGUUUCUUUGUUUUCAGGUUGCAAAAGAGGAAAAUUUGAAUCCUGCCUAGGAGCUGCUAAGCAUUUUGUGUGUGUUGCCUUAUUUAUUUGUUUAUUCAAAAGAAAUCUGUUGUGGUUUACAGAUUAGAAGCAGCAAAGGAUGAUUAUCGAAUUCGUUGUGAAGAGUUGGAAAAGGAAAUUGUAGACUUGCGGCAACAAAAUGAAGAAUUAACAAACCUGGCUGAAGAAGCUCAGUCUCUGAAGGACGAAAUGGAUGUAUUAAGGUAAGCCAGUUCUCUGCCCAUAAGAAUGCAUAUUUCUUCAUGGGGCUGAUUCUCAAGAGCAAAGUUCAGUGAUACAUUCUAUACACAGCUUUCUAAAGGAUAUACGUUGCCGGAUCUGAAUAGGCUACACUAACUUCCUGUCCAUUACUGAGACAAUUCAGUGUGCUGGUUUUAAACUUUAAAGCCCUAAAUGGCUUAGGAACAGCCUGCCUAACAGCUUGCCUCUGUCUGUAGAAGAAGAAUAUCCCGCUUUAUCACUACCCCAAGGAGUCUCAAAGCGGCUAACAAUCUCCUUUCCCUUCCUCCCUCACAACAAACACUCUAUGAGGUGAGUGGGGCUGAGAGACUUCAGAGAAGUGUGACUAGCCCAAGGUCACCCAGCAGCUGCAUGUGGAGGAGCGGAGAUACAAACCCGGUUCCCCAGAUUACGAGUCUGUCACUCUUAACCACUACACCACACUGGCUGUAUGACUCCCUCAACAUUUAAGAUCUGCCUCAACGUCCUCCCAGCAUCUGAACUAAGGCUAGUGGUGUGAUAACUGAGACAGGGCAUAUUCAGAUGUGUCUUCUGCUUCUAGAAUUCCCAGAGAGAUUGCCUGGUGCAAUCAUUUCCCUCCUUUUCUGACAGGUGAAAAUAUCUUUGUUUGUCCCUUUCUUUUUGAUUACUUGAUUUUAUAUUAUGCUGGAAUUCUGUUGUUAUUUUGUAGUAUGCUUAUUUUUUAAAUAAUGCUUUCUAAGAGCUUUGGCCGAGCAGCCGCUAAUAAACGCUUACAUUAAAAUACAUUCAGUAAAGGUUUUCCACCUAUGGAAUCUGUGCAAUAUCCCUCCCUCCAGGCAUUCAUCUGACAAAGUGGACAAGUUAGAAGGCCAGGUGGAAUCAUACAAAAAGAAGUUGGAAGAUCUUGGAGAUCUACGGCGGCAAGUGAAGCUCUUGGAGGAGAAGAACACAAUGUACAUGCAAAACACUGUCAGCUUAGAAGAAGAGUUGAGGAAAGCCAAUGCAGCCCGCAGUCAGCUGGAAACGUACAAGAGACAGGUGAGCACAGGAGUGAGUGAAAUUGGAGCUACUACAUUUCCCAUUACUUGUAAAUCGCUUUAUGCCAGUCACCUUACAAUUUCUUCUGUUCCUCAGCCAAGCCAGUGACCAAAAAAUCCCUCAUGCAGUUUUUCCACAGAACUGCUUUAAAACACUAUUCCAAAUUUCAUAAAAUCCAUAUGAUAUUUUGGAUUGAGAGUUGGACUUGGACUAGGGAUGAUUAGGUUAUAAUCCCACAGCUACAAAACUCACUUGGCGACUGCUAUUUUUAAAGGAUCAAGUCUUAGAAGUGAACUUAGAAAUAGUGGUGAAUUUGUUAACAAGUAAAAACUAGAAGAAAAGCAAUCCCUGUCAUUAACAGAUGUGUUUGAUAGAAUCUGGUCAACUAUAAUUAUGAUUAAAAUGGCACAUUUUAGAUGAGUGUGUAAUGAACUGCCAAUAGUUUUUCAAACGGCGGUCAUUAUUUAUAAUGUUUUGAAAUUAUAAACAUAAAUAUAAAAUAUAAUGCCUUUUGUUGUAAUUAUAUUCUUUUGUACAAACAUUCUCAGUUGAAUCAAUAUUUUAAUUGUUUUAAAAGUAAAAUGGGGAAGGGAGUUAAAAUGGGUUAUUUAUAGGGCACUUGGGGCCCAUGGUCCAAAAAAAGGCUUCCAAUUACCACAUUUUGGUUUAGUUUUAUCCUUCGUUGCAAAAUCAUCCACCUGAUAUUUCUCCAUGUAUCUGAGGAAACAACAGCUUUGUCUUUCUUAAGAGUCCCUGAUAGGGCAGAACAAAUAUUGCAUUUAUUUUAUAUAUCUGGUAUAAUAACCAGAAAAGCAAGUCAUACUCUGAGACAUUGUGUUGAAGAGAGUGAAUUGAGAUUCAGCUGCAUUAAUGUAGCUGUGUUAUGGAGGAAGUUGUGAGAUAUCAGUAGCAGUCUGCUUACACCUUUGGGUAAUUAAUUCUGCAGGAGACAGCAGCUGGACACCAGUUUCAUUUCCAUUAAUACUUGCUUCUCCAUAUCUACUGAUAUUACCACCAGUAAAACAACAGAUUGAGUAGUAAUUGUAUUUAUCUCAGUUUAGCAAUUUCAGUAUUUGAAAAUGGAAGGCAGCUAUGAUUGCCAUUGAGUGAAAAUCGACCAUUGAUACAGCUCCCUUAUCAGCUGGUUCGUUUCAAUGAAUCAUAGUAAAGUUUACCAGUUUAGGGUGCGAUAUAAAGCUAAUCUGCACUUAACUGAAAUCAGGAGCAAAAAUUUCUGAACUUGUCGUUACUGCAUCCGAGGAAGAUUGCAGCGGGGAGUGCACAAGUCCAAGACUCACCUGGGCUCAUUCUUGUAACAAUAAACAGUUUUUUAUUGUUGCAAAUGAACGUGCCAUUGGCUCUUACGAUGAUUCAUACAUUUUUGUGUUAUUGGUGAUGUGAUCCCUUCUUGCUCUUGCAGGUAGUUGAACUCCAGAAUAGAUUGUCUGAAGAAUCCAAGAAAGCAGACAAAUUAGAAUUUGAGUACAAGAUGCUGAAAGAAAAAGUAGACAGUCUGCAAAAAGAAAAAGAUGUAUGUAUCUAAAUGUUGCUUUUUCAUCCUUGAUAGAAGCAACUUUAUUAACUCUUAUCUCUUAAAAGAGUUGGUUUUUGAUGUUGUCCCCUUAUAAAUCCUAGGUUAAAUGUCUUUUUCUGUGCUGUAAUGUAGUAGAUUUCUGGAGUGCUUCUAAAAGCCUCUUCCAGCUCUUCUAUUGGUUUCCUGCCUUCUUUAUCUUUGUCUACCUUCUUUGACCUCCUCUCCCGCUCUAAGUCUCCAUAACAGUUCCUAGUAACUUCUUUUAACUACUGCAACUGAUCAUGUUGUCUCACUUUCUGCGUGGUUUUCUACAAGGCUCCAUCACUGUUUCACAUGUCAGUUCAUAUGUAAUGCCAAAACAUGGUUUACCCUGUCUAUGGGUUGAGCUUGCAUGCUGUUCGCUCUCUCACUCCACAGUUUAUUUGUAUGUUUAGAAGGCCUGUGGAAGCCAUGGUUUGCCAUAAACCAAAUAACUUAGCAGUUCAGACAGGGACGAAAGAGCAUUGUGAGCACAGGGCUCUUUCUUGUUGGCAUAAAGCCAUAGCUUGGAGUUACAUGUCAACCAACCCAUGGUGUCUGUUGGUGCUUGCAUUUUCAUCUGUAGUUUUAGGUUUAUGCAAAUAAUUCCCAGAUCAACUUUCUCAUAUCUGACUUUUUGUCUUCCAUGUGAUUGUUUGAUGUAUUAUGUUUCCUUCUGGAUGUGGGUAUCUCCCAUCUCAGAUUUAAUGUGGUGAAAAUUGAAAUGUUCACUGUCUACCUUAAUCUUCCUCUAUCCUAUGCUUUUCCAUCACUGUUUGUGAUGCAUUUAUCUUUCUUGUUUACCAGAACUAUAGUUAGUUAGCUCAUCUCUGCAUUCUUUUUGACACACUUUCAGGCAACGCCCCAGAGCUGACAUUUUCUCCUGCCACUUUCACUAUCUUUUAAAAACUUCAGAAUACCUUUCACAAAACAACCUAUCACUAAGGUCAUUGUACUCUUCUAUUUAAAACUGCUUCUAUACUUCGAUUCUCUGUUGACAAAGUGCAUAAAAUAAACUUGAAAAAGCUUUCAGUGUGCAGGGAGAAAAUGGAUUUGGCUGUAACACCAGAGCCAGCUCAGCUGUCAUCAACACUUCUUUUCCCUUCUUCAGAUGAUAUACAGGAGUAGUUGCACAACCUUAGGUAGAAAAGCCCUUAUUUCAUUAACUAGAGCAGGCUCUGUGGAGAAAGGGAGGUUUCUCUGUACAUCAACAUCUUCCUCUUAGUCUACUCGUUAAAGACCUGGGUCACUUUCCAUCUUCAUCUCUUCGGCUUGGCACAAGUUUACCCUUUCCUGCUGCACAUAUUUUCUCCCAACAUCUGUGUUCGUUGCUUUUCCUCCCUGCUACUGUCUGUCUCGGCCUCGCCUUCCCUAUGCUUGGAGGCACCUCUCUGCCUCUCCAGCCUAAUGCUGUCUCUCCUUCCUCCCACAAUUGCAACUGCUGUGUCAAAGCCUUAUCUUGGUUCUUGCUUCAUCGUUGUCUGCUUCCUAGGUAGAAAUUAAAUCUCUUUUCAAUGUAUUUCAGCAUGAUUCCUUUUUUGUUGUUUAUUGUUGAGGGCCCUGCUACCACCAUAGUGUAGACCUGCCUGGGCCAUUUCUGAACCUACAUACCAUUCAUACAUUGAAAACAUAAAACGUAUAUUAAUUUCAGGUUCUAAAGGGCCAAGCAUUCUAGAGCAGUGGCUGUCUAGCUUUUUACAUUCAAAUACAUUACUAAGUAUAUGUUAAAACACUGAGAUAUGGCUGAAAAUGGCAGCCCCUUGCCAAGUCUCUUCCCCAGCCCUUCAACCCUCCCUCCACUAACAACUAGUUCAACUUGUCUGGCCCUGACGCUGUUAUGUUGUGCAUUUUGCUGCAUCACUCCAUUUCAUAAGUUGACAGUGGGCAAGGAAAUGCACAUUGUAAUGAUGUUGGAACACUGACAAAAAUUGAACUAGUUGCUAUGGAACUCUUGGUUUUGGCAACAACCCCUCGUUCAAUGUAAAAGAGGGUUUGACUGGAGGUGGUGGUCUGUUGGGACAGUGUGUGCAAACAUUCAAUUAAUAUAUAGCAGGGGGAGGUCUUUGUCUUCUUUCUGUUUAGUAGAUGGAGCUCUAAACUGCUAGGCACGCAGGCAUUAUUGCUCUGGGGGUCACAAGGAGUUAAUGCCUUUCUGCUUUAAAGCAAUGCUGCUGAUGUCCCCCAAAAAGUGGCAUGGGGAAUAUAUCAGAUACUUCUUCACUGCAUUACCUUGCCUGUUUUCCUUCCCCAUAACUUUCUGGAAUUGCUAAUACAAUUUUCCAGUUAGUGCAAGGAACUAUUUGACAGUUGGCACUGGCAUUUUUCCUGUGCUGUUCAAAGCCCUGCAUGAUGUUGAUGGGUUUGAGAUUCCACAAGUCUGUGGAGUCUGGAUAUAUUUACCUACUGCAUAAUAGGCCCUUUCAGAAGACAAACUAGCAGAUAUUUCAUUUCAUUUCUUUGAGUUUUGCUUUGAAGUUCUUCACAUGGAAGACUUUUUUUGGAUACAUAGAUGAUUAAAAUCCUGACAUGCAAUGGUAGCCAUUUUAGCAGUGCUUCAUGAGUUGACUUGUAGAAUUGUCACAUAUUUAUCUAUGUUUUUCUUGUUAUGUAGCGGUUAAGAACGGAGAGAGAUUCCCUGAAAGAAACCAUUGAAGAGAUUCGAUGUGUACAAGCACAAGAGGGGCAGCUUACUACUUCAGGUAAAGAAAAUCAAGAUGAUGAGAUUUCACCUAAAACAUCAUGUAGAGAGUGUGGUGUGUGAAAUACAAGAUUUUGUUGUGGCAUUUCAGGGAAUAGGUUGGUGCUGUUAUUUAUGAGUAUAUUUUAAUAAUCUGUGUGCCCCAAGUUAGUAUCCUUUGCUGGGUCUCUUUUCCAUUAAUAUUCCUUUAUUGCUCUUCCCACAUUUUGGUUUAUAUUACAUGGAAUAAAUAAAUUGGUUGACGUUGCCAGAGAAGAGGGUCAUUUGCUUUAUGGUCCUACGGUGUAAGAGUAGGUUCCUUCCAUAUGGAAGAUAAAACAUGCAGGGAGGGAGGGAGAGACUUCAGAUGUUAUAAAUAAACUGUUUUUUUCAGAGCAUUUGAAUUCUAGAGAAUUGGAAGAUUAGACUGUUGUUUCUCACAAUAUCAUAAAAAUCUCACAGUGGUUUGCUUCAUAGGUCAUAAAAGGUGUAUCAAUCUAUUGAAAUAUAGUUCAUUUGCCUGUUCACCUGGAGCAAUCCUGCAAGGGUGCAUGCGGAUUCAGCAGUUUGAGCUCAAAAUGCCGUAAUUCGGAAUUCUUGUCAAGCACCUGGGUUUCAUUAAUCAGAAUUAAGUUAUAGAUUAUAUCAGUUACAUUUUAAGUCUUUCUUUUGUAGCAUGAAAGUUGGAAUAUGCAUAGAAAUACAUUUGAAAUAAUUUAUUUCUGUCACAUCCUAGAUUAGCCCUACAUGAUCUAAGCAUUUUCUUUUUCACUCUUUAAAAUAGGAUUGUUGCCCCUGGGAGGUCAGGAAUCUUCUGACAGUUUAGCAGCUGAAAUUAGUACCCCUGAAAUCAAGUAAGUCUGAAUUAUACGAUCCUCUUUAUGUUAGGAUGUAUAGGUAUGCAUUUAGCAUUGUAUUUCAUUAAUGUUUUCAUUAGUAGUAAGAGAAGCUGUUGUUAUCAGUCUCCACUCAGUUUAUAAUAUUCCCUCCCCCCGAUGUUUGGUAAGGCAGUUCUUAAAAUACUGUUCUUUCUGUGUUAAUGUUACUGAUGUGUUCUUCUGAGUCCCAUUGCUGAAUUUCUAAUCCUGGCUCUCAUCUUGUUUAUUCAAGGGAAAAACUCAUUCGCCUUCAACAUGAAAACAAGAUACUAAAGUUGAACCAAGAAGGAUCUGAUAAUGAAAAAAUUGCCUUGUUACAGAGCCUUCUGGAUGAUGCUAAUCUCCGAAAGAAUGAAUUGGAGACUGAGAACAGGUAAGAAAGGGCUGUUUUCCCUUCAAAAUGGGGCCAUGUUCCUCUUUUCUUCAGUUCUACUUGCCCUGUGACAAAGGUUAUGGGCUCUAAUAGCUUUAUCUUUCACUGAUCAUAUGACAGGACAAAAGUUCUGUUUCUGCAGUGAAUUCCACAAUAUUUUAAGGGGAGAUGCAUGUACCCAUGGUAAGCAUGAUAAUAUUUGAAAGGAAGAAGAAUGUACUUUUUGAAGAAGGCCAUUGUGUCUGCAGAUAUUUGGUAAACACACUUACAAGCCACAGCUGACCCCGGGAUAUAUUUAUUGCAUGUUUAAAGAUCUUUGUGUGCCCCCUUCAUAUGCUGCUGUGUUCAUCAUGGGAGACACCUAUCGCAUACACCUGCGUUUGUACUGUGUAAUGCAUUCCUAAAUCUGUACAAAAUGCAAAAAGACCCAUGUUUGAAGUGAAGGUCUUAGGGAAGUCUUAUGACACAUGCUGUAUGUUUUUAAAGGUAGCUUUAAAAUUCUUCAGGCUUGAAGACCCAGUUUCUCCUUUCUUUUCUCGAUUCCACAAAAGAUCAUACUCUCUGGUGAAAUUAUGCUUCUAAACUGGGGCUCUAGGAAGUCUUCUAGCCACAAGCUUUAUCCCUGGUGGUUCAAAGGCAUGCCCUGCUAAGCUCUGCUUUCUUGCAGUCUGAGACAAUGGGAUUCUGGAAAAGUUUUGAUGUCAGAGGGAUUUUUUUAUACUGUGUUAAUAUUUUCUUAUUGAUUUUCCUUUGGAAGCAGCUUGCAAGGUGCUGUAUUCAGCAAGAGAUGGCAAUCAAUAUUGUUCUUUUAGCUACCCUUUAAUUCAUCACACUAUAAAGUUUGUUUAUUGUCAAUUCCCCAUUUGGUUGGAAUGACAGAGAGGGUCUUUUCUGUUGCCAUGCCCUGACUUUGGAAUUCCCUGCCAACAGAGGUUUGUUUUGCUGCCUCCUUUUUGGCCUGCCACCUUAGCGUUAAGGCCUUUGGCCUUGUUAUAAUUACUUGUCUAUUAGAUUUUUAUUGCUAUGUUUAACUUCUUCAAUUGCUACCUUGCUAUUUUUCACAUGUUUUAUGAUUUCUAUUAGCCACAAGGAAAGGUGAGGCUAUCAGUGUGUUUAAAAAUAAUACUUUGUGCCACUUGUUCAAAUGCUAUAUGAAUUGCACACUGAAUUGUAAACAAAAUUGGGUGACUAUGGUUUUCUGUUCUUUUUAAGGAGAAUAAAUAAGACUUAAUAGUUGUGUCUGAGAAGAAAGUGAUGUUUUUCUUCUUAUUAUUUCUAGGCUCGUAAAUCAGAGACUGCUUGAAGUACAAUCUCAGGUUGAAGAACUGCAGAAAUCCUUACAGGAGCAAGGUUUAAAAACAGAAGAUGUAAGUGGAAAAAGACAAACUUCUUGCAAUCAGUUUAUAAUAAUGCUGACUUUUCCAGCGUCUGGUAUUCUAACUCAACCAACUUUAAAUUUUCUGCAAAGCUUCAUUUGCUUUCACAUGUAAAAAUAAAAUAAUGUGAUUCCCUGGUUCUAACUAUUUUUAAAUGGGAGCAGAGUUCCCAGUUUCAGAUAAGAAGCUUCCUGCUGGCAAGUCUAGUCAAUAUGCAGCAACUGAGUUGAUCAUCUGUUUGGUGUGUUCACUGUACAGGACCACCAUGUAAACACUAAAUCAUAGGUGGCUAACUUGUGGACCUCCAGGCAUUGUAGAACUACAGUUUGCAUCAUCUGUGGCACAAUGAGUCAGUGUGUCUGGCUGUUGACAAGAAGUUUGUUGGUUCGAGCCCACGCAGAGAUGGUUGUGGGCAGGAUAUUCCUUCAUUGCAGUGGGUUGGACUAGAUGACCCUCGGGGUCCCUUCCCACUCUGAGUCUUUGGAGUUGUGAUUCAGCAAUAGCUGGAGGCCCACAGAUUAGCAGCCCUUGCUGUUAAAAGCAUUCAACAAAGUGUGCCAGUUUUUUUACUUUUCCUUGGAUGUAUAUGCUGUACAACCCCAGCCACUUUUGAAUUGGGGGGGGGGGGAGAUUUGCAUUUUGUAUCAUUGUUAGGUGGGCUGCCAUUCACCUCAUCUAAUUACUUCUGGUUGCUUUCGCAUGUAGUCCUUACAGUGACCUCAGCCACCAUCUUUUGAAAGCUUAGGUCGAGUUGAUAUUCGUGUAUGUGUUUUAUUGAAAGAUGUCUCGUUGCAGCAUUUGUGUUUGAAUUAGAGCACUUAUUCAUAUACUUGAAACGGGUUUGUGCUAGCUUUCCACAGCUCUCUAGAGGAUGAGACAGGAGGAAGAGACCUUAGAGAGCAGAGAGAGAAGAAAAUGUGCAUGCUCUGAGAAUGCCUUGCUUUAAAUGUGUUCUCUUCAAAAGAUACUAAGUAGUUUAUUCUGUUGGCUGCUGUUUGCUUCGUACUAAUCUGUUGCCUCUGUCUCUCGGCACGGGUUUCUGCUGAAGGCUAUUGUGAGUAUGGCUUCCUAUUUACUUCAAUCUGCUCUUAAUCAGUCAAUGCCGAUUUGUGGCUCUCUUUUUUCUUUUUAAGAGAAACGUAAAUGGAUAAAGUUUUUGUUCUUAUUCAUGUUAUGUUUCACACUUUCUACAUGUUGUGCACCUGUGGCUUAGCAGAACCUUAGGGGCGUGCAUCUCCCAAAUAUUUUUAUGUGUGUUGUCGUCAUGGCAAUGCUUCAGCUGCGUUUGUUGCAUGCUUCCUUAGACACAGGUGACGAAGUUUGCAAGUACUGCAAUCAGCCACAAUUUCAGUUAUUUAAUUUGUAGUUAAUGCUUUUACACUAUUUUCAUGUAGGUGUUUCCAUGCAGGACUGAGCCACAUUAAAAUUUACAUUUAUUGUGGUGUUCUCACAUUGUUCUUAUGACAAAAAUAAUGACAUGGGCUAUAAAUCCCUUGUUUCUUAAAUAGGGGUGCCUUAAUAUUUUAUAACAUUCCUAAAUGAACACACUUCUGUGUAGGAAUUGGCAUGAAACCCAUGUAUGAUUCAGCUGCACCUUCUGAAGGGGAGGGCAUUGGAGAUCAUCACUGCUCCUUUGCAAAUGUUGCACAUGGCAAUGUACAUGUCAAUUGCGUAUACAAGAUUUUUACACGAGACUUUCAAUAUGCUCAUCAAAACCUAGUUAUACCUUUUUGAACAAUUUGAAAGUGGUUUUAACAAAUUUAUGUACUAUGCAUCCUUAUAUAUUUAGAAAGCAAAAAAAAUCCAUACUUGGUCAGGUUAGUGCAUUUAGAUCAACGCUGCGCAUAUGCUAUGAGCCUUGUCUGAAUAGGGCAACAUGGCAUGUAUGUAGCAGCUAUGGUUUUGACUUGAGUGGCACCGGUUAACUUCCUCGACCUUAUCUCAUUUUUUUUACAAAGUCGCUGAGGGUAGUAGCUGUCUGACAAUUGACAAAAUUGCUGCCAGAACAGAGCAGCCACAUGCCCAGCCUGUAACAUAGCAUGCCCAAUGCAGCUGUGGGUCAGUUCAUGCAGCAGGCACUAAAUGAGACCAUUCUGCCUGGCUACGCAUACAGCUUGGAGGGUACCACUACUUUUCACUGACCUUCCAACAGCUUCAAGGAUUCUUUCAUCUUUCGAGGUGGGUGAGUGAACAGGUAGCUGCAACAGAUGGAAUGGGUCACGUAGGACCUUGCUUAGGGGCUGCUGUGUGAACUGGACUCAAAAUGAAUUUAUUGAUGCACAUUACAUUGUACAUGAGCGGUACAAAGCAGAACAACCUUAACCUUUUUUUAAAAAGCAUUUUGUUAAAUUGUAAAAAUGUUAGUUCUGCCCAUAAAAUAUAUCUAUAUGCUAAUGUUGGCAACAAAACCCAGUGGUGGUAGUAAUAAUAAUAAUAAUAAUAAUAAUUUUAUUUAUACCCCGCCCAUCUGGCUGGAUUUCCCCAGCCACUCUGGGCGGCUUCCAACAAAACACUAAAAUACAAUAACCUAUUAAACAUUAAAAGCUUCCCUAAACAGGGCUGCCUUCAGAUGUCUUCUAAAAGUUUGGUAGUUAUUUUUCUCUUUGGCAUCUGGUGGGAGGGCGUUCCACAGGGCGGGCGCCACUACCGAGAAGGCCCUCUGCCUGGUUCCCUGUAACUUGGCUUCUCACAGUGAGGGAACCGCCAGAAGGCCCUCGGUGCUGGACCUCAGUGUCCAGGCAGAACGAUGGAGGUGGAGACGCUCCUUCAGGUAUACAGGACUGAGGCCGUUUAGGGCUUUACAGGUCAGCACCAACACUUUGAAUUGUGCUCGUGGUGCACUUUUGUCAGAGAAAAGCUACUUUUGGGAGGGGGGUGAUAUUUGGUAUAAGAGCAGGUGGUCCUUAACCUUUCCCUGCUCCAAUUCUCACCCCUCCCCUGGUGGGAUUCCAGGUUUAUAUUUGUUUUUCCUUGCUUUCACAUGUCUUGCACUGUGAGAAGAAAUAAACUUAAGAGGGUCCAGCUGAAAAGUAUUAAGUACCUGAGGCUGCCCAUUUAGGCUUUGUUGCACACAUUUGCUUUAACUUUUUGUUCUACCCUCAGUUUUCAAAUCUAUGCCACAAUGAAUGCUUCAAAUAACACUUUUUUUUCUUUUGUUUUUAGUCAGUCAUUCUGAAAAAGAAGCUUGAUGAACAUCUGUAAGUAGUAAAAUGUUUUCUGCUACUUAUAUAAGAAUAGUAAAACAAUUAUUCUUAUCCCAGGCAGCACAGUUAGGAGUGAACCAGCUGAAGAUGGUUUAUACAUUGAGCAUUUAAAAGCUAUUUUUAGAUCCUAACCCUAAAUAUUUUUAUUGAAAAGUUAGUACCACCAGUUCAGGGUAUCUUGGGACUGUAUUGUUAGCUUAAUGAGUUUUACCGAUAGGGAUCAGGUGGCAUAUAUUUUGUUAAAUUUGACAGAAGUUUUAGAGUGUUAUUCUGAAAUAGGAAUUUUCCAGGGAAAAGUAGUUCAGCAACCGGUCAUACUCUGGCUCUAUCUUUUUUAAUAGUGAAAAGCUGCAUGAAGCUAAUAAUGAGCUUCAGAAGAAGCGAGCUAUCAUUGAAGAGUUAGAGCCUCGAUAUAACAACAGUUGUAAGUAGUUUUAUAUUUUGCCUUGUAACUGAUUUUUAUUGUUACAAUCGUAAAAACACUUCUUUCAAAACAAAUAAAUGUCUUAACACAGCUAAUUUAGGACUCUGCAUUUGGGUUUUUUUUACAACGCAGCAUCUAGUUGUUUUCCUUUAAAUCAGCUAAACCCUGAUAAUUGGCUCUUUUCUUCUUUUAGAUAACACAGUAUUGUAUGUUUGUAACUGACACUCUAAAUGGCAGAAAUGGAAUAGUCUGGCAUAGGUAGCCUCCACUUGUAUUAUAUACCACCACUGUGUGGAGACAGGUAAUUAAAAAACAAAACAAAAAGACAGGUUGCAAGGCUGUCCCAAGACAUUUUGCUGCCUGUAGCAAAACAGCAAAUGAUAUCCCCUAACUCCCCCACCUCCCAAAAGAAAUUGAGUCAAGGAUCAUGGUAUGUAAGAUUGCCCAUAUCAUUUUGGCACUUGAUGCAAAAAAUCCCACAAACACCUCUCCCCGGGAGUAUAAAUAAAUAAAGAACAUUUUGCUGCCCCUUAAUUACACCUCAGAUCUUCUGCUUGAGGUAGACACUGCACUCUCCUUGCCAUGAACAUUCCCAAUACAUAUGCCAGAAUUAGGCUUGUCAACAUCUUAGUUUUGAGUACCCUGUCCAGCCUCGGAAAUCCAUUUGCACGACAUCAUUUAAAUGGUGUACUAAACUCCCUAACAGCAGUUUAAUUGCAUAUGGGUUCAUGGUCCUUGAAGAACUCGCGAUAAAAAACGUCCACACAAAUGAAACCCAAAGGAAGAGGAGGACACAAGGUUUGCUGUACUCUGCUGCCAAGUUUUCCUCUGCAUCUCCAUUGUUACGCUGGAUGGAGGGGUUUCAACCUCCCCACCCAGAGCGUGCGUGUGUGUGUGUGUGUAGGUAUAGGUAUAGAGAGAGAGAGCUGUCUGACUUGAACAUCAUGUUUAUGUGCAAUGGGUGGGGGUGGGGGGGUUGUUCUAGGGUGAGGGUGUUUACAAGUCAGCAAUCUUCCCUGUCAAAAGAAUUGGAUUUCCAUUUUCAAAUAUUCUUAAUAGCCCCAUAAACACACCUGUCUUUUCAAACUUACUUUAAAAAGUGUUCCUAUAAGCUGUCGGCAAUAUCUGAAAUGUGACAUCUUCUCCCAAUAAAGCUCUCAAAAUAGAAGAGUUGCAGGAAGCUUUGCGUAAAAAAGAAGAAGAAAUGAAGCAAAUGGAGGAAAGAUACAAGAAGUACUUGGAAAAGGCUAAAAGUGUGAGUAUCUUCUGUUCUCCACCACGUUCCUUAGAGGGCUGAGACUUGUCCUCCCUCUGUAGCCUCACAAAAUUAUCAAUUGGAAUUAACAAUAUGCCAAUACCAAGAAUGAGUUAGAUUGGGUUUUAAGAUUUUUAUUUUUUUUUAACUCUGCCAGCUCUGUGUAUCUUGUUAAGGAUCCAUAGCGCAGUUGGUAGAAUGCAUAUUUUGCAUUCGGAAGGUUCCCAGGUUCUCUAGCAUCUCAACCUAAAGGAAUUGAGACGUAGAUGAUGGGAAAGACAUCUGUCUGUCUUGAGACCCUGCAGAGUCACUUCCAAGGAUAACAGACAAUGCUAGAAUAGAUGGGGAAAUAGUGUGACCCAGGAGAAGGCAUUUUCCUGCGUUCUUACUUUGUGCUGUAUGGUUCUUGCCCCUUGCAGGUGAUCCGUACUUUAGAUCCCAAACAGAACCAAGGGUCGGCACCUGAGAUUCAGGCACUGAAGAAUCAGCUGCAAGAACGUGACAGGAUGUUCCAUUCUUUAGAGGUAACUUAUGCUGGGUUAGCCUAAAUUGUUUUAACUUGAGUUUGACACUGGGCAGGAUUCAACCAACAAGUCCCGCCAAUGGAAGCCUUGCGCAGUGGGGCUUCCCCCCACCCCCCGCCACCACGCCCUUCAAAAUUGACUUGUUUCGGAAGCUGAAAAGCUUGCACCGAUGGAACGAUUGCCAUGGGGCUACAUUGAAUUUCCCCCACUGUAUUUUUACUCGGUUGUAUCCUACCCUGAGACCUUAUUGCCAAGGGUGGGUAAGACAUCUGUAAUAAAUAGCAGUACAGUGGAACCUCGCUUUUCGAACGUAAUCCAUUCCGGAAGACUGCUCCACUUCCGAAACAUUUGAAAACUGAGGAUCAAUGGGCGGUUGGCAAACUCCAUUGAAAAAAUGGAAAAACACGCAGCAGGAGCCAUUCAAAAACAGAAGCAAUUACUUCCAGAUUUUCGGCGUUUGGGUUCCAAAUCGUUCGUCAACAGAGACGUUCGAGAACCGAGGUUCUACUGUAGUAGUAACUUGCAGAUCAGUUCUAUGCGUGUUUUCUCAGAAGCAAAUUCCACUGAUUUUCCAACUGGCUUAUCCUCGGGCAAGAAAGCAAUCCUGUCCCUCCCCUGAUGCUGAUGGAUGAGGGCGAGAUUUGCAUUGUGAGCAGCUGCCUAUUCAUCACAGAGAGGAAUAUUGCCAGUCAGAGGGACUUCUCCUCUGCGUCAGAUGUCCCAGCUUUGCCCAGGCAGGCAGAAAGCCUUCCAGUGGUAGCACUUGGAGUGCCAAAAAAAGCGGAGUGCAAUGCCUGUAGCUCUGGAGCUGGCAUAAUGAACAAUUACAAGAAACUGCUUCCUCACACGCCCACCUCCACUCACAAACCUUUUGCCCUGGUUGGUGUGAGUGCCAGAGCUCCAGAUGCAGCAGAAGAUCUGCCACUUCACUCUUUCCUGGCCCCAAGUUAGGAUUGCUCUAUCCUUGUGCAUAGAAUUGCUGCACUGUUGGCAAUUAUAUUGUGCUCCUGAAUGUUCACUCUUAGCUUAAGUUUUCAUCCUGGGCUCCUGAUUUGAAGGAGCAGCCUGAAUGUAAAAACAGGCAGCCAUGCACCAUGUAAAGGUAAAAGGUAAAGGACCCCUGGACGGUUAAGUCCAGUCAAAGGCGAAUAUGGGGUUGCGGCGCUCAUCUCGCUUUCAGUCCGAGGGAAUCAGAGUUUGUCCACAGACAGCUUUCUGGGUCAUGUGGCCAGCAUGACUAAGCCACUUCUGGCACAACGGGACACCGUGACGGAAACCAGAGCACACAGAAACACUGUUUACCUUCCCGCCACAGUGGUACCUAUUUUUCUACUUGCACUGGUGUGCUUUCGAACUGCUAGGUAGGCAGGAGCUGGGACAGAGCAACAGGAGCUCACCCCGUUGCACCAUGUGGUCACUAAUUGAAAAUGCUUUCUUAUGAUGGCUUUAAUGACAUGAGGUGUCUGUGGCCUCUAGCACAUGUUGCUACAACUAAUGGGGAGUAAAAUUCAUGCACUUGGACCUGCAAUGCUGCAUAAAUACCUUUAGCACAAAUGCCAAAUAAUCAAAAGCUCUUGAUAAUGCUUUUCUUAAUUAGAAAGAAUACGAGAAAACGAAAACUCAAAGAGAUAUGGAGGAGAAAUACCUUGUCAGUGCCUGGUACAAUAUGGUAAGUAAUCCAAAGUGAAAAUAAACAGUCAGAUAUGACUUGUGUUUGUGAUAGGUUUUCCUGAACAAGGAUGACUCUCAAAUUUGAGAGUGUUAAAUGCAGGGGCGUCAAUUUGAUUACCAUAGAGAUUUGCAGUUUGUGGUAUGUUUCUACUCUUUGCUGCUUCAGGACCUCUGCUCCAGGCCUCAGGAGGAAGUGUGUGUGCUGUGAUGCUGCAGGAAACAGGUGGGAGAGGGGUGGGAGAGCACAGCAUUGGUCCUAAGCCCCAAACAUUCCUGGAAACUAGUGGCUAAAGUCACUUUUCACACGAAAAGCCUACCUUCUUUCAGGUUUUUUUUGGAACCCAUAUUUGAUUUUUAAAUACUACUUUUCACCCCUCCUUCUGAUUAGUAGAUCAGUUGCAGGUGUAAGCUAGAGGAAUUUUUAAAAUUCUUUCCGUAACAUGACUCAUCCUUCUGUGGCUUCUGUAUCCAGGCCUAUUUCUUUCAGCUGUCUCAUUAUAAUUGUCAAACAUAGUUCAAAAACCCUUCUGAAUGGCUGGCUGAUUUUGCCUGAAACAGCAGGGUACAAAAUCUAGCUUCCUGAGAAUCUCAGCUUUCAUUUUUUAAAAAGAGCUUUUUUUCUCUAUUUCUUGGCUCUGAAGAUGCACCUGAAAGUACGUCAGCUAUGAGCCUAAUAAAAUUUCAGAGGCCUCAAUAAGAUUUCCGGUCAUUGUAGUGUAGGGUGUAUGUGCUAUACAUACUUUCAUGUAUAUACAUAUAGAUGUAUAAAACCACCUCCUGCUUUGCACGCAGACAGGACAGACAUAUGCAUAAAUACACAUUUGCAGCCCCAUCAUGUCCAGCUUAGCUGUUGGAUGGGAAAAGGCAAAUUUCUGUGAGAUUUAAACAAGUAUUCAGCAGCACACAGCAAAGCUAAGGUGGAAAGCUUUUGAAAAAAUGGUGUUCACGGUGGCCCUGUGAUGCGUUACGUGCCUUUUAUGAGCAUCUGCCUUCUCCAAAGUCCAUUUUCUCUCUACAGGCCAGGAAGUGAGGCUUGCAAGUAUUCCUACCCUAAUCAGAAAGCAAUCAUGGAAAUAAAGGGUGGCAGGUUCCUACUGUCGUAGCCUCCAUAAUUCAAGAAUCAUGAUCCAUUUGUGAAGCAGUGUGAAAGGAAAGGUUUUGAUAACCUUAAAGCUGGGUCUAGGGGCAUGUUUUCGUCUUCCUCCAGGAGUUACCCAUACGUAGGGGUUGGUCAGCAAGCGUCAGCUCAUCUGUGGAAGCUUUGCACCUGUACACAGGAAGCAACCUCGUCACAGACAUGCCACUAUAGUUGCCAUACCUCUGAAGUUUAGUUGUUCACUACUGCCGCUGGAGAAUUGAUAGAGGUCAUGCAUGCUGGUGCAGUGUGGCUAAGAUUGUCACCUGGGAAGUUGCCAGUUCAUCUCAUCCCUGCCAUGAAUUUAUUAGAUAGCCUUAAGCAAACUGCUCUCUCUUAGCUUUAGCCAGAACUCUCAAAACGUGCAGUGGAAAUGCUAAAUUUGAUGAUGAACAUUUGGGUUUUACUAUGGACUCUUGGCUCCCUGCCCCAAAUCUGGGUGGCCGUGCUUGGGAAAGGGACGGUCCAGCGCAGCCAACACACCAUAGUAGAGCAAACUUAAUGCAUGUUUUAGUUAUUACCUCUUUCAUAAUAUAGGAACCCAGGGUUAUUGAUGAAGCUAAUCCAUGGCAGAACCAGGACAGACCAAGGAAUUACUGCUCUGCACAGCACAUGGUUCAAUUCUGGAAUUUGCUACCACAAUUUAUAGUGAUGGCCACCAACGUGGACACCUUUAAAAGGGAAUUCGACAAAUUCAUGAAGGAUAAAGCUAUCAAUAACUACCAGUCAUGUUAGCUGCAUUAGUUCCAGUAUCAGAAGUGCUGUCUCCCUGAGUACUGGUUGAUGAGGAGCAUGAAUGGGAGUUUGCUGUUACACUCAUGUCCUCAUAGUGGGCUUCCCAUGGGCAUCUGGCUGGUUAAUGUGAGAGCAGAAUACAGUGGUACCUCGGGUUACAUACUCUUCAGGUUACAGACUCUGCUAACCCAGAAAUAGUACCUCAGGUUAAGAACUUUGCUUCAGGAUGAGAACAGAAAUCGUGUUCCAGCGGCCCGGCGGCAGCAGGAGGCCCCAUAGGCUAAAGUGGUGCUUCAGGUUAAGAACAGUUUCAGGUAAGGACGGACCUCCAGAAUGAAUUAAGUACUUAACCUGAGGUACCACUGUACUGGACAGGAGGGGCCUUUGAUAUUAUCCAGCAAGGCUGCUUUUAUAUCUACCUGCCUUUUGUCUUUCUAGGGUAUGGCUCUUCAUAAAAAAGCAGCAGAAGACAGACUUGCUACCACAGGUUCAGGACAGUCCUUCCUGGCUAGACAAAGGCAAGCCACCAGCACAAGAAGAGCCUAUCCUGGCCAUGUCCAGCCAGCAACAGCAAGGUAGAAGAAGGCCCUGCCUUUUGAAUGGAAGCCAUCCUGGGAUCAAGGCCUCCUUCUGUUACGAGUGACAGCAUUUCAGGAAACUUUAGCCAGCAUCCUUUCUGUAUCUUUGUUCCUUGCGGUUGCUGUUAACCAUUUCAGGAAGGUGGUUGUUUUUUUCUUUUUUCUUUUUUAAGAAAACACUUUCUCAAUGUUUUUAGUCUUACUUUCUGGAGCCUUCCCUUUGUCUUUUGAUGUGCCAAAAUGUUGGAAAACACCUAGUGGAAUGUAAUAAUGGAAUCUCCCCCUCUCUUCCCCUCGUUUAUAUGGAAUUGUCCUGUCUCACCUGAAAGCUGAUGAUGGCUAAGUAGCAAACCGAAAAUGUCCCGUUGGCAAAUGAUGUUGCCAUCCUUUCCAAGGCUACCAUUGUAUAAAGGGAAUUACCUUUUCUUUCUCAAUCCAGUCUGAUCUGUUUAAAUUAUGUGAUGGAAUUUGCAAUGGUGUUGCAUAGAAUUGUUAUGAAAUGUGUUAGCAGCAAUAGUCAGAUGCUGGCAGAAGCUGUAACCUGGCUGCAAGUACCUGAUCGCGUGUGUUCAUGUCCUUCUAUUUAUCCUUCUCUUGGCUUUAAUUUGGAGGGGCAAGCUGAUUUUUGUCCUUAUUUGCCCAUGUUCUUUUUUUUCCUUUUAGCAUCACUAGGGUUAAAAAUGAUUUGAUGUUCCUGUUCCGUUCUUGGUUAGUUCAAUCACCGUGGAAUAUGGCAACCAUUCAUUGCAUGGCCAAUUGCUUUAAAGCUUCCCUCUCUGCACUCUAACCAAGUGGAGCACCCAUCCUUUUCAUUGCCAUGUUAUCGCAGUUCUCCAACUGCUUGGAAAUCCUAGGAGAUGGGACCAUAGUAGUAUUCUACUUACUGUGUGCCUUGAUCCUACAGAUGCCUAGUAUUCUACAUGGUUAAACCAUCAUGGAGAAAUUUUAUGAAGCAGUGAACUGUGUAGAACAGUGCUCUCCUGAUCCCCCAGAUAACAUUUGACUCAAAGUCCUCUGAGUCCCAGGCAACAUGAUCAGGCAUGAUGGGAGUUGUAGUUCAAAAACUUCCCCCAUCCCUGGUGUAUCAGGGUUGAUUUUGAUUGAAUGUCUUUGGUGGAUGCUGUCCUCAAAUUGUCAUCUACCACUGAGGACUAUUUUUAAUAGGUCAAUAAGGAGGGAGAGUCCAUUCAUUGCCUUACAGAUGGUACCAUUGCCUUCAGGCUUGGUGAUUCUGACAUGAAAGCUCGCUGUCCUUUUGUGCCAAAUCUUCAUACAUGCCUGUACUGUUAAUGGGUCUUUGUCAUGAAGGAAGGCUAGCAAUUCCCCUUCAGAUUCUGAUCCUUCCAAGUAUUGCGUUCUAGAUGUUGAGCCACUUGCACCCUUUUCAAAUUAAUGUGUGAGAAGUUUGGGGUUGCUCAAGACGAGUAGUUCCAUAUGGAUCCGCCAUGGAAGUAGUUUAGAGGUUUUGUUGGAAAACUUCACCUUAAAAUAAAAAUUCAGUGUGUCUAACGUUCAGCAGAGAACAGCUUUUGUUGUGUAUCCUUCCAAGUGUAGAUCAUAGUGACCUUUUCCUUUCGAGGAGGGGAAAGGAAUCAGAGAUGGCUUUAACUUGGAAGUCCUCCUGGUUUUUAUGGUCACAUUUUCAGUAUAAAAUGUUUUUCUUCUCAUCCUCAUUUUGUGCGAGAAUGCACAGCACAACUUAAUUUUAAGAAAGGAAUUUUGCCUUUAUUCAGCACCACCCUAGUACAUAAAAGGAGUUCUUAAAGUUCAGUAAUGUGUAGAAUAGUAAUUAAAAGGCAAGGUGUGGUUGUUAGCCCUUUGUAGUGUGGUUUCAAUGUUAGAUGAAGUAAGUCAGGUAUUUCCCUCAGUAGGCAUAAAAGUAAAUAAAAAAAUCCUUCACAGGAUCAUUCACUUGGUAAUCUGCCUUUUUUCUGCAAUGGUGAAUUUGAAGCUGGAGACAAAAUAUGGGAGGUAUCUAUGCAUAGUUUUCAAUUGCACUUACAAGCAAACGUGUUAGAUUGGCAUCCUGUCUUUUUUUGCUGGUGGCAAGUAGUGUACUGGAAGCAAAAGAGCAGUGAUUAGUAUUGAGUUAACCAGUUUUAGAGUAAUGCAUAUUAUUACACUUGCUAUUCCGGGUCAGAUAACAUCUCCAGGAGUCUUAAUUUUGCCAGCUGAAUGCUUCUGUAGGCAAAAACUUCUUAUUCUGUUGGGAGUGGCAGGAGAGUGUUUUUUCUUUUCCACAGGCUGUUGUGCAUCUUAUAGAACUAUUCCUGUUUGUUCUGUGCCUGAAAGAAACUUGAAGACAACUUUAAUUUUACAAUUGAACCCGCAUCUUUUUCUUUUUCUGCUUUUGAUUUCCGUUCUUGCUUUCCUUUCUCUCUUAGCUGGCGCUGGGGUUUUGCCUGUCUUCCACAGCAUAUUUUUGUUUCGUUUUUCAUCUAGCAUGAAAGCAAAAGCAACUUCUUUCUCCACUUUGGCUGCAGUAUUUCUUGUUUGCAUUGAAGUGGGAGGCAGGCUUAUUAUCAAUAUUCUGAAAUGUCAAGAACCCUUCAUUAAAAACACAAUUAAAUUUUACUUUGAUGCAUUGAGAACCGAAUAUACAUUCUUGUUGAUCAUUAAAAACCAAGGAAAGCAACAGUCAAGGACGAAAUUCCCAGAACGACAGUUGCACUUAAUUCCUUUUGAAAUGAAUAAAGACAGUUGUGGUUAAAUUAAGUGUCUCUAAUUUCUAGAGGACUUAAGUGCAACUGACUUUCUAUAUAUCAAGGUCAUUGUGUCUUGCUGCUGUAUGCAGAUUUUGUGGCAAAGACAGAAAUAAAAGGCUUGUUUCUAAAAUAUUUAUAUCGGGUGGAAUGGAAACAAUUCAUAAACCAAGCAAGUCUGUUAAUUUUUUAUAAACAUGUUCACUGAAUUUUCCUCGGAUAGAGCAGCAGUAAUGUUGGCUUGUACUUCCUUAUUUGAGAUGUGUUCUAACGAUGGAUAAAAUUUGGGCUAGGCAAAUGGAAUGGAGUUCAUAUUUUUCUAAAAGAAACAUUUAGCAGCAAGUUGUGUGGGCAUUACCAGGCUUGUAUUUAAAUGUAUCCCUCCAACUAAGUUGUCUUCAGGCAGUGAAGGCUAGGGAGGCGGAGGGGGCUGCUGUAAAAUGAGUUGCCUUGAUGCAAGAAAAAACACACCCUACAGUUGUGUGGGUUGUAGCUUUUGCUUGUAUGAUUUUUAACUUAAAAAUUAGGCAAUGUUCCCUCUUGUAUUCCAAAAAUUUCCAUUUCAUGUUUGUAUUUUUCUCCAAAUUUAGGACAUUGGUAGAUUUUUAUCUGUCUCUUGCAUUCUUCCUGUCGAAUUAGGUCUUUCAUCGGUUACAAUAUUCGGUUGCAGUUGAAUACUGGAAAGUGAAGGGACGCUCUGAAAGGUGUAUCAGAUUAUUUUUAUGGCUUGCAAACAGAUCAGAUAUGCGGCAUUUCUGACGGUGUCGCCUAGUAAGUCAUAACUGGGAGGGUUAAAGAGAGGAAAACCUUCAGUCUCCUAGCCAUUAAAAUAGAUGAUACUGGAGGAACAUAAUUCUCUUUGGCUUAGCUGUGCGCACACACCCCACCCAUAGGGUAAUGUCUGACAAAGUUCUUUGUGUGAAUCACUGCGUGCAAGCAGGAUCAGGAACUGCACCUCCACCUUGCAAAGAGAAAGGUGAAUGUGGAACUCAUCCCUGGGACACCUUUUUUUAAGAAAAAAGAAAGGGACAUUAUUCCUGAAUGGGAGUGCUCAUUUUCAGACUGAUACACAUUUGAACCUGCCUUUAUCCUGCAAUGAACUUCAGGUUACAGGUCACUUAACACAAUAGCCCCAGUCCACUUCCACAUACAGGGGAAGUCUGAAGAUGUGUUUGUGGCUUGAAGACAGACUAGAACUAUCUCCCAUACUAGUUCUGUGUUGGAUGCUGGAAGUCUGGGUUGGAGAAUGGUUCAGGCUGAACCAAUAAAAAAAAAAGCAUCAUCUAAAAUGGACACUCAUCUACAAAAGCUUAUGCCAUAAUAUAUCUCUUAGUAUUUAAGGUGCUACAAGACACUUAGUUGUGUUUACUGCCAGCAGACUGACACUGGUUGCUCUUUUCAAAACACUGUCAGUUUGGGUUGAAUUUUUUAUAAAACUACAUGGAUAGAACCCCAGCCAGAGUUAGGAGAAAAGACGUCAACCUCAAUGUCAGAGAAGCCUUGACGUUUCUCCAUUGGAAGCAAUUCUGAGUUUUUAAGAUGUACAAAAUAUCUUUUAGUAUAUUAAAAACCAACUUCUACAUGCUCUCAACAAUGGUUUUUUUUUGGGGGGGGGGAGCAUAUGGUCAGGAUCUCCUCCAGUCAACUAGUCAGGAAAGUUUUAAAUUGCAAGAGCAAUUUAUUUUCUUUUUCUUUCAGCACAUUGACAUCCUAUCUAAUAUAGGGGUACACAGGUAGUCAGCUGGUAAAAUCCUAUGUGGAUUUAUUAGCAAAUGAGCUUUCACCGCUUAAUACUGUAGCUUAUGUUUUAUGAACCAUUUCCUUGUCACAGCAAUGUUGCAGUGUGUAAGUCCAUAAACUAUACAUAUUUGCUAAACUUCUUAAAAUGUCUCUAAACAGGGUAGUCAUCUUUUUUAUGUCUUUUUAAAAAAUACAUUUCGACAGCAAUUAAAUAUUUGCUGCUUCUAAGCCUCCUGUUUUAUUUUGGAUAUAUGCGAUGAUAUAUGGCUGCUUAACCUGCUGCACUGUUUAUCAAACAAGGGCUCUUUGGUCUACGCCAUCUCUCUUUUUAUCUCCUGUUCAGUCAACAUAAGCAAAACCUCUCAUUUUAAAGGUCUUGGCACCUUUUUAUCCAAAGCAAAAAGUUGCUUGCAAAGAUGCUUAUCUCCGUGUGUGCGUACGAUUUUACCACUUUCCCAUCCAACAUUAUAAAGCCCCCAGUUCUUCUCAGCCACCAAGAGAGUGAAACUUGAUACAGUAUUCAUAAGUUCUAAAAAUGGGUGUUGGGUAGGUUGUUGAGCUCCUGUAGCACUUAGUAUGCUAACAUCCAUUGCCGCUGCUACUUGAUUCUUCCUGUUAACAGUAUUAACAUGCAAGUCUCUUGCAACUUCUUCCAUUUACUAAGCUAACAUUUAAUCUUAAAUGUAUUUUAUAAAUGCACCUUUGUUUACUGCUAUUAUUUUAAAAGUGCACUAAAGGAGCCAUGUUGUUCAAUACUAUAUACAUACAUAUAGAUAUUAUAUAUAUAUAUAUACUUUUUUUUUUUAAUGCCAGCAAAGUCCAGAAAGACAUUUCCUUGGAGAAAGCAGAUAGGAAGUGGUGCCUGACCUCUUCCAGGUUUUUUAUUUGAAACUCCGAGGCUUGACAUAUAUGCAAUAUUUUAUUUAUUGAUGUUGCAUCCUGUCUUAAUGUGUAUAUAUCCUUUCUUGCUUUCCCCCCCUCGCCCACUGCGGACUUGUACAUUUCCUUUUAAAGGCUUCUUUUCCCAUCUGUGCAGAUGUGUACAAGCAGCUCCAGAAAGGAACAUCAGUGGAGAUCACAAAUAUCAAAGAAGCAUACUCUUCCUUGGUUUCAGUAUUAUAUGUGACAUGGCCUUUCUGGAUUACAUUUAGGGUUGUCUGUAUUUAUCUUAUGUUCUCUCUUCCUCAUACCUGCGUUAACUUCCUUUCAGAUUGCACUAAUAUCUUUCUUUACGUUAUGAAUUAUUGCUAUCAUACAUGCAAUACAUGUACAUUAUGUUGACAGUGUAACUUGGAAUGCUUUGUGCUGCCUUUAAACUAUUUUUAAAGCUGCUUUUUUUAAAAAAAGAAAAAGGUUAUACUCUUUUAAGCACAUGCUUGUGCUGCUCUAGAUUCUGUUUUGUAUUGAAGCAGACCUAGGAAAUGCAGCAGCGUGAUAGAAAACCCCGAGGAAAGAUUGCUUUGUGGCUGCAUUAGUAUCUUACUGUUACGUUAGCCGUCCUGCGGGAUGGUGAAUGAUCCUUCCAAGCCUCUGGUCAGCAACCAUUUUUAUAGGAGGGCUGCUUUGAGGAUGGAAUAGAAAUUGGCAGGCCAGCUCUCAAUCCCUGUGCUUCCAAAAUGCCAGCAAGUCCCAUUGGCACUCUGCAUGCCUCUUGGUUGACAGCUGGCCUUCAUCCUGGGACUGCUCAAGGGGACAGACUUGGCCUCAAGGCGUGCAGCUGCUGGUCUCUGCUUUUAAGCCAUAGGAAUUGUCUACACAUACACAGUCAAGUGAAAAAAGAAACUCUUACUAAGCGCUGUAUGGUUUGAUUAGCAGGCCUUUUCUAGCACAGCCUUACACUUUUAGUCCUGGUGUUGCCUGCUUAAACAGAGAGGAAGACUUGUGUUCUGCAGAACCAAAGCCUCUCUCUCUGUGUUGUGAGCAUGCAGAGGGGGAUUAAAUUGAGGACAAGUUAUUUGAUCCAAGACUUUUGCUGAGCACCAGCAACUUCUAAACGUAGUCUUUCCCCCCCCCUAGAAUGUUGGUUGUGCUCCAAAUUUGAUGAUUCAAGGACGUAGUUUAGGUGGAAAUAAACUAAUUGAUCAGUUCCAAAGUAGCAGAGCAGCUCAGUGAAAAUGUGCAGCUCUCCCAAGCUGCCUCCAAGAUAGGCGUGGUGGCAAAAGUUCUCUCCAUUGUUCGCUCUCACCCCAACUUGAGUAAGGAAUGUGUGCGCCAGGGGAGGGGGAAGAUUGAGGUCCAGUUUGAAUCCUGGUUCCCUUGCAGGCUCAGAUCGAAUGUCAAGGAUGAUCAGGCCUGCAUGUCACUCACCAUUGCCCACUUGGAUGUGGGGAUCUCUAGCAUCGAGAAGCUGGGUUGCUGUUGGCUUAGGAUUGAAUUAGGCAGACGUGUAGGACCUGGUAGUAGGAAUUUGAUGUUCAACAUUUGAAUGUAAGACUUGCCGGAUACUUGGAUAGACAAGUACUAUGUAAGUUCCGAACUCCUUGCAGUUUGAGGGGGAGAUGUCCGCUGCCUUCGUUAUUCCAAUACCUAAUCAUGAGACAUCAAUAUCCUCUCCUACCUUUUCUUCUUGCACAAACUUUUGAGUUGCAAGGAAUUGCCUUGUAGUUGGUCUGGUGUGGUUGCUUUUGGAGUCUUCUUGUUUUGUGUUUGCUGCUGCUCUUAGCAUACAUGGCUUGAGGUCAGGGGCUUUUUUGUAUCUUGUGUCUUUUUUCCCCUUGCCUACUAAAACAUCUCAGACCACUAGCUGGAGUCAUAGAGGAAUGUGAGAUUAAAGUAUAAACUCCAAUAGGCACUUUUGGCUGUCUAUUUGAAACGGUUUGGGUUUGUGCAACUGCAACUUUCUGAGAUCCUAAGCAUGUUUUAAACAUAUCGGUUACUGUGUGUUAUGUAGUUUUCGCGUUCUCUCUCUCUCCCCCCCCCCCCUUUGUCCAUUUUUCAAUAGCAACUUGACUGUCCUGAUCUAGAUGUUGACUGGUUACCAAAAUUACUGUUUAUGAAACUGCUGGUGAUAUCCCCCCCCCCCCGUAAGAGUGUAAACUCCUCCAACCACCAAAUAUUAAUUCUCUCCCCACCUAUGAAUCUUACCCUGUAUCUACCAUCUUGCCAUGGUAGAGGUUUUAGUAUGAAUGUGUGUAAAGACAAGGUAAUAUGGUCAGGUGUUCAAAGCACCCUCCCCUUCCCCAUUCAAAUAAUAAUGCUUCCAAGGCUACAAAACCAGUGUACAGUUGUUAAACAAGUUGUAAAUAAAGGCUUAUAUAAAACUU
Molecule: messenger RNA, 58182 nt
Organism: Podarcis lilfordi (Lilford's wall lizard)
Lineage: Eukaryota; Metazoa; Chordata; Lepidosauria; Squamata; Lacertidae
Source: the annotation of a GenBank genome assembly